Molecule: messenger RNA, 49913 nt
Organism: Drosophila arizonae
Lineage: Eukaryota; Metazoa; Arthropoda; Insecta; Diptera; Drosophilidae
Gene: dpy
Product: fibrillin-like protein dumpy
Molecular function (GO): calcium ion binding
Source: RefSeq, a predicted model, not a curated record
UGAGUGUGCAUCUCUCUCUGUGUGUGUGUGAGAGUGCUUGUGUGUGUAUUUAAGCGCUUUUGGCGGCUGUGCCGCAGCCAAAACCAAAGUCUUGAAACAAAUUUUUGCUGGCGUUGUGUUUCGUUGGCAGCUGUUGGCAGUAUGAACUGAUUUUGACCGAAAUUUGAGGAAGAAAAUGCAAAAAUGAAAAUAUUUUUGCCACUAGUCACGUGGAUAGUGCUACUACUCUCGAGUACAGUACAUUCACAACAGCAACAAAUACAACCCUUUAAGACAAAUCCAAACAAGCAUAGUCGAUUUCGAGGCGAAGUGUUCUUUCUGAAUCUCGAAGAUGGCUAUUUUGGCUGCCAAGUUAAUGAGUCCACAGACUAUUUGCAACUAUACGAUCUAUCGAAAAUCUGCGACGGCAAUCAAGACUGCUUUCUUGGUUCCGAUGAGCUGAGCAAAGAGCUCAAAUGCACAAAUGACUGUGAUAAGGAUGGCACACAGUGCACAAAUGGUGUUUGCCUGAAUGGCGUUUGCCAUUGCAAUGACGGCUUCGGCGGCUGCAAUUGCGUCGAUCCGGAUGAGAACGAAUGCAAGCAACGUCCAUGCGAUGUGUUUGCCCACUGCACAAACACAUUGGGCAGCUUCACGUGUACCUGCUUUCCGGGCUAUCGCGGCGACGGCUUCCAUUGUGAAGACAUUGACGAAUGCCAAGAUCCGGCGAUAGCAUCGCGUUGCGUGGAGAAUGCCGAGUGCUGUAAUCUGCCGGCGCACUUCCUCUGCAAGUGCAAGGAAGGCUACACGGGCGAUGGCGAGGUGCUGUGCACGGACAUCGACGAGUGCAGCAAUCCGCUGGCCUGCGGUGCCCACGCCCAGUGCAUCAACACGCCCGGCAACCACACGUGCGUCUGCCCCGAGGGCUACGUGGGCAAUCCCUAUGACGGCUGCCAGGAUCUCGAUGAGUGCACAUAUCCGAAUGUGUGCGGACCCGGUGCCAUCUGUACGAAUCUCGAGGGCAGUUAUCGCUGCGACUGCCCGCCGGGAUACGAUGGCGACGGACGUGCCGCACAGGGCUGCGUCGAUCUGGACGAGUGCGCGCGCACUCCCUGCGGCCGCAACGCGGAUUGCCUCAACACCGAUGGCAGCUUCCGCUGCCUCUGCCCCGAUGGCUUCAGCGGUGAUCCCAUGCAUGGCUGCGAGGAUGUCGAUGAAUGCGCCAUUAACAAUCCAUGCGGUUUGGGUGCUCAAUGCGUGAACUUGGGCGGUAGCUUUCAAUGUCGUUGUCCACUGGGCUUUGUGCUUGAGCAUGAUAUGCACGCGGAGGCGCCACUGCCGGCCACACCCACACUACAACUGGGCUAUGCCGAUGGCGAUACACUGGCCCAGCCGGCGCCCACGUCGGGCGCCGGCCUGGCCUGCCUGGACAUCGAUGAAUGCAAUCAGCCGGAUGGCGUGGCCAAGUGCGGCACCAAUGCCAAGUGCAUUAACUUUCCGGGCUCCUAUCGCUGCCUCUGUCCGAGCGGAUUCCAAGGACAGGGCUAUCUGCACUGCGAGAACAUCAACGAGUGCCAGGAUAAUCCGUGCGGUGAGAACGCCGUCUGCACAGACACCAUCGGCAGCUUCGUUUGCACGUGCAAACCGGACUACACCGGUGAUCCGUUCCGCGGCUGCGUCGACAUCGAUGAGUGCGCCGCACUGGACAAGCCGUGCGGCCAGCACGCGAUCUGCGAGAACGCCGUGCCGGGCUACAAUUGCAAGUGCCCGCAGGGCUACGACGGCAAACCCGAUCCGAAAGUGGCCUGCGAACAGGUCGACGUGAACAUUUUGUGCCGCACCAACUUCGACUGCACCAACAAUGCCGAGUGCAUAGAGAAUCAGUGCUUCUGCUUGGACGGAUUCGAGCCGAUUGGCUCCAGCUGCGUGGACAUCGACGAGUGCCGGACGCACGCCGAGGCCUGUGGCCCGCAUGCCCAGUGCUUGAAUACGCCGGGAUCGUAUCGAUGCGACUGCGAGGCCGGAUACGUGGGCAGCCCGCCGCGCAUGGCAUGCAAGCAGCCCUGCGAGGAUGUACGCUGCGGGGCGCAUGCCUACUGCAAGCCGGAUCAGAAUGAGGCGUAUUGCGUCUGCGAGGAGGGCUGGACGUAUAAUCCGAGUGAUGUGGCAGCCGGAUGCGUGGAUAUCGAUGAAUGUGAUUUGUUGCACGGACCCUUCGGCAGCUGUGGACAGAAUGCCACCUGCACGAACUCACCUGGCGGCUACAGCUGCGCCUGUCCGCCGGGCUUCUCGGGUGAUCCGCACACCAAGUGCCAGGACGUGGAUGAGUGCCGAGCGGGAAAUAAAUGUGGCAUAGGCGCUGAGUGCGUCAACAUGGCAGGAGGCGGCUACACCUGCCGCUGCCCCGAUGGCACCCUGCCCGAUCCGGAUCCCGCGGUGCACUGUGCGCCCAUCGUCAGCUGCUCCAGCAACGAGCAGUGCCCCGGCAAUGCCAUCUGCGAUGAGACCAAGCGCUGCCUCUGCCCAGAGCCAAAUAUCGGCAACGAUUGCCGGCAUCCGUGCGAGGCGCGCGACUGCGGUGCCCAUGCCCAGUGCAUGCUGGCCAAUGGGCAGGCGCAGUGCCUCUGCGCGCCCGGCUACACGGGCAACGCUGCACUGCCAGGAGGCUGCAGUGACAUCGACGAGUGCCGCGCCAAUCCCUGCGCAGCCAAUGCCAUCUGCACCAACACUGCCGGCGGCUAUCUGUGCCAAUGCCCCGGAGGCUCCACGGGAGACGCCUAUACCGAGGGCUGUGCCACGCCCAAGAUUGUCGGCUGCUCCGAUGCCAAUCCGUGUGCGCCGGGAGAAAGCUGUGUUCAGGACGCGUUUACAGGCAGCAGUGUUUGCAUUUGUCGCCAGGGCUACGAGCGCAACCCGGAGAAUGGCCAGUGUCAGGAUGUGGACGAGUGUGCCGCACAGCGUGCGAAGCCCGCAUGCGGCCUGAAUGCCUUGUGUAAGAAUCUGCCCGGCAGCUACGAGUGCCGCUGCCCGCAGGGACACACCGGAAAUCCGUUUGUCAUGUGCGAGAUCUGCAGCAGCCCCGAGUGCCAGUGCCAAGCGCCGUACAAGCUGCUCGGCAACAGCUGCGUGCUGGCCGGCUGCUCCACCGGGCAGCCCUGCCCCAGCGGGGCGGAGUGCAUCUCGAUAGCGGGCGGUGUCAGCUACUGCGCCUGCCCCAAGGGCUACCAGACGCAGCCGGACGGCAGCUGUGUGGAUGUCAACGAGUGCGAGGAGCGUGGCGCCCAGCUGUGCGCCUACGGAGCUCUGUGCGUCAAUCAGAACGGCGGCUACAGCUGCCACUGCCCCGAGGGCUACCAGGGCGAUGCCUACAACGGACUCUGUGCGCCGGCCCAGCGCAAGUGCGCCGCGGACAAGGAGUGCGCCAGCAACGAGAAGUGCAUACAGCCGGGCGAGUGCGUCUGCCCGCCGCCCUACUUCCUGGAUCCGCAGGACAACAAUAAGUGCAAGAGUCCCUGCGAGCGCUUCCCGUGCGGCAUCAAUGCCAAGUGCACGCCCUCCGAUCCGCCGCAGUGCAUGUGCGAGGUGGGCUUCAAGGGCGAUCCGCUGCUCGGGUGCACAGAUGAGGAUGAGUGCGCCCACCUGCCGUGCGCCUACGGCGCCUACUGUGUCAACAAGAAGGGGGGCUACCAGUGCGUCUGCCCCAAGGGCUUCACCGGGGAUCCGUACAAGAGCGGCUGCAUCCUAGAGGACAGCAGCGUGCCCAGGAGCUCCUGUCUGAGCAACGAGGACUGUGCCAGCAACCUGGCCUGCCUGGAUGGCAUCUGCGCCAGUCCCUGCGCCAGUCUGCUGUGCGGCUCGAAUGCCUACUGCGAGACGGAGCAGCACGCGGGCUGGUGUCGGUGCCGCGUGGGAUUCGUGAAGAACGCCGACGGCGACUGUGUGUCGCAGUGUCAGGAUGUCAUCUGCGGCGAGGGAGCGCUCUGCAUACCCACCAGCGAGGGACCCACCUGCAAGUGCCCGCAGGGCUACCUGGGUAAUCCGUUCCCGGGCGGCAGCUGCAGCACGGAUCAGUGCUCGGCCUCCAGGCCCUGCGAUGAGCGACAGAUUUGCAUCAACGGACGCUGCAAGGAACGCUGCGACGGCGUCGUCUGUGGCAUCGGUGCCACCUGCGACAAGACCAACGGCAAAUGCGUCUGCGAACCGAACUUUGUGGGCAACCCCGACCUGCUCUGCAUGCCGCCCAUUGAGGAAGCCAAAUGCUCGCCGCUUUGCGGGGAGAAUGCUCACUGCGAAUACGGAAUAGGCCAGAGCCGCUGCGCCUGCAACCCUGGAACCUACGGUAAUCCGUACGAGGGCUGCGGCGCCCAGAAGAAGAACGUCUGCCAGCCGAACAGCUGUGGACCCAACGCCGAGUGCCGCGCUGCCGGCAACCAGAUCAGCUGCAUCUGCCCGCAGGGCUUCAGCGGCAAUCCGUACGUGGGCUGCCAGGACAUAGACGAGUGCGUGAACAAACCGUGCGGCCUGAAUGCCGCCUGCCUGAACACGGCCGGAGGCUUUGAGUGCCUGUGUCUGUCCGGCCAUGCCGGCAACCCGUACAGCAGCUGCCAGCCCAUCGAGAGCCAAUUCUGCCAGGACGCCGGCCAGUGCCAGUGCAGCGAACGAGUCGAGUGCCCCGACGGCUACAGCUGUGAGAAGGGCCGCUGCAAGAACCUUUGCUCGAAUACGGCGUGUGGACCACGCGCCAUUUGCGAUGCGGGCAAAUGCCUCUGCCCGCUGGGCUACGUGGGAGAUGCGUACGACCUGAGCCAGGGCUGCAGCAUACGCGGGCAGUGCGGCAACGACGCCGACUGCCGCCACACGGAGAUCUGCUUCCAGCUGGGCAAGGGCCUGCGCAAGUGCGUCGAUGCCUGCACGAAGAUCCAGUGCGGCCCGAACGCGCUCUGUGUGGCCGACGACCAUCGGUCGCUGUGCAUCUGUGCCGAUGGCUACUUUGGCAAUCCGAGCAAUCUGCAGGUGGGCUGCCAGCCCGAGCGGAAGGUGCCCGACACCGAGAGCAAGUGCACCACGGACAAGGACUGCAAACGGGGCUUUGGCUGCCAGGCGGACGCGCUGGGCACACGGGAAUGCAUUCACCUCUGCUCCAACGUUGUGUGCGGCCCGAACGAGCUCUGCAAGAUCAAUCCAGCCGGCCAUGCCGUUUGCAACUGCGCCGAAAGCUACGUCUGGAAUCCCGUUGUCUCCUCCUGCGAGAAGCCCUCACUGCCCGACUGUACCAGCGAUGAGAACUGCCCGGACGCUUCCGCCUGUCGACCCGACGUGCUCGGAGUGCUCAAGUGCGUGGCCAUUUGCGACGCCUUCACCUGCCCGGCCAACUCGGUGUGCGUUGCCCGCCACCAUCAAGGACGCUGCGACUGCCUCAGUGGAUUUGUGGGCAAUCCCAAUGACCGCAACGGCUGCCAAUUGGAGCGCAAGCAUCAGUGCCGCAGCAAUGCCGAGUGCCCCGAGUCGGAGGCUUGCAUCAAGGAUGAGAGCACGCUGUCGCUGAGCUGCCGCCCGGCCUGCGACAGCGUCAAGUGCGGCCCGCGUGCCGUGUGCAUUACGAACAAUCAUCAGGCGCAAUGCCAGUGUCCUCCGGGACCAUAUGCCGGGGACCCGUACGAUCCGUUCAACGGCUGCAAGAGCGUGCCCUGCGUCUACAAUCACGACUGCCCCAGCAAUCAGAUGUGCAAUCGCAUGACCCACACCUGCUACGAUGUCUGCGACGAGGAGUCCUGCGGAGAGAACGCCAUUUGCCUGGCCGAGGAUCAUCGUGCCGUCUGCCAGUGCCCGCCCGGCUACCGCGGCAAUCCCCUGCCCGAGGUGGCCUGCGUCAAGCAAAGCGGCUGCGCGCCGGGCACCUGCCAUCCGACGGCCAUCUGUGAGGUCACGCCCGAUGGCGCCACCUGCAAGUGCCCGCCCCUGUUUGUGGGCGAGGCCGAGCCAAACACCCGUGGCUGCCGUCCCGAUGGCCAGUGCCCCAAUGGCGAUGCCGACUGCCCCGCGAACACCAUCUGCGCCGGCGGACGCUGCCUGAAUCCCUGCGACAAUGCCUGCGGAUCGAAUGCGGACUGUAAGGUGGUCAAUCGCAAGCCCGUCUGCAGCUGCCCCUUGCGCUUCCAGCCCAUCGGCGACUCGGCCAAGAAUGGAUGCGCACGCAGCGCCUCCAAGUGCCAGACGGACGUCGAUUGCGGCGGAGAGCUGUGCUACAAUGGCCAGUGCCGCGUGGCAUGCCGCAACGGCCAAGACUGCUCCGAGGGCGAGCGCUGCGUGGGCAAUGUCUGCGUGGUGGCCUGCCUGGAUCACAGCCAGUGCUCGAAGGGAUUGGCCUGCAUUGAGGGCCACUGCGCCAUCGGCUGUCGCAGCAACAAGGAGUGCAAGCAGGAGCAGUCCUGCAUCAGCAACAAGUGCGCCGAUCCCUGCCAAUCGACAACGAGCUGCGGCCCCAACGCCCUCUGCAGCAUUGCCCAGCAUCGCAGCCAGUGCAGCUGCCCGGAUGGCUUCGAGGGCAACCCAACGCCCGAGCAGGGCUGCGUGCGCGUGCCAGCCCCCUGCCUCGCCAGCAACCAGUGCCCCAGCGGACACAUGUGCAUCGGCAACCAGUGCAACCUGCCCUGCACCAAGACAGCCGCCUGCGCGGUGGGCGAGCGCUGCUACCAGCAGGUCUGCCGCAAGGUCUGCUACUCGAGCAACAACUGCCUGGCCGGCGAGAUUUGCAACAGCGAUCGCACCUGCCAGCCGGGCUGCGAGUCGGACGCGGAUUGCCCAGCCACCGAGCUGUGCUUGAAUGGCAAGUGCAAGUGCGCCAAUGGAUUCAUCGGCACGCCCUUCGGCUGCUCGGACAUCAACGAGUGCACGGAGCAGCCGUGCCACGCGAGUGCCAAGUGCGAGAAUUUGCCCGGCUCCUAUCGAUGCAUCUGCCCCGAGGGCACCGUCGGCGAUGGCUACACGCAGCAGGGCUGCGUCAAGCCCAGGGAGUGCAACAGGCACGAGGAUUGUGCGAAUAGUCUCGCCUGCAUUCACGGCAAGUGUACGGAUCCCUGUCUGCAUACCGUCUGUGGCGCGAAUGCGCUCUGCCAGGCCGAUGGCCAUGAGGCCACCUGCAGCUGCCCGGCUGGUUACCUGGGCGAUCCCAAUGACCCUGGCGUCGGCUGCUUCAAGGUGGAGUGCAUUGAUCACGUGGACUGCGCCAGCGACCGCGCCUGCGAUCCGGAGACGAACCGUUGCAUCAAACCCUGCGACCUCACCAGCUGCGGCAAAGGCAGCUGCCAGGUGUCGGAUCAUAGGGCCAUAUGCGAGUGCUACGAGGGCUAUCAGCUGACCAAUGGCGUCUGUGUGGAUCUCAACGAGUGCAUGCAGCAGCCCUGCCACAGCACCGCCUUCUGCGACAAUCUGCCCGGCAGCUACCAGUGCAAGUGCCCCGAGGGACUCAUCGGGGAUCCGCUGCAGGCGGGCUGCCGCGAUCCCAGCGAAUGCCUCAGCGAUGCCGACUGCCCGCCCACGGCCAGCUGCCAGAAUUCGCGCUGCCGCAGUCCGUGCGAGCGCGAAAAUGCUUGCGGCCGGAAUGCCGACUGCCUGGCCCAGUCGCACAAGGCCAUCUGCAACUGUCCAGCCAACUCCCGGGGCGAUCCGCAAGUGGAGUGCGUGCACAUCGAGUGCGAGGAUAACGGAGACUGUGGAGCUGACAAGGCCUGCCUCGAUGCCAAGUGCAUUGAUCCCUGCUCGCUGCCGAAUGCCUGCGGCGCUCUGGCACGUUGCUCAGUCCAGAACCACAUCGGACUCUGCGCCUGCGAGUCGGGCAGCACCGGAGACGCCAAACAGGGCUGUGUCCAACUGCAGUACUGCCAGCAGGACGCGCAGUGCCCGCAGGGCAGCAUCUGUGCCCACGGCAUCUGCAGUCCGCUGUGCAGCAGCAAUCGCGACUGCAUUGCGGAGCAGCUGUGCCUGCAGGGCGUCUGCCAGAGCACCUGCAAGUCGAACUCCACGUGCCCCCAGUUCCAGUUCUGCCAGAACAACAUCUGCGCCAAGGAGCUCGAGUGCAGCACCAACAGCGACUGCGGCGAGGACGAAACCUGCCUGGUGGAUGCCUACGGACGUGCGCGCUGCGAGCCCGUUUGCCUGGGCCGCGCCGCCUGCGGACGGAACGCCGAGUGCAUUGCGCGCUCCCACGCCCCCGACUGCGUCUGCAAGGAGGGCUUCAUCGGAGACGCUCGGUCGGGCUGCCGCAAGAUCGAGUGCACCACCGACGACGACUGCUCCAACGACAAGAGCUGCGACAACAACAUGUGCAAGAUUGCCUGCCUGAUCGGGCAGCCGUGCGGCGAGAACGCCCUCUGCACCACGGAGAAUCAUCGUCAGGUCUGCCACUGCCAGCCCGGCUUCAGUGGCGAUCCGCGCGUGCGCUGCGACGUCAUCGACUUCUGCAAGGACGCGCCGUGCGGACCCGGCGCACGUUGCCGCAACUCGCGUGGCUCCUACAAAUGCACCUGUCCGCUCGGUCUCAUCGGUGAUCCCUACAACGAGGGCUGCCGUAGCUCUGUCGAGUGCGACUCGCACGACGACUGUCCCCCGCAUGCUGCAUGUGUCAAGACCAAUGGUGUGCCCAAAUGUCAGGAUGUGUGCGCCCAGCUGCAAUGUGGCCCCAACGCGGAAUGUGUUCCGAAGGGUCACGUGGCGCACUGUGCAUGCCGCAAUGGCUACGACGGCCAACCCGCCGACCGGGUGGCCGGCUGCAAGCCACUGCCAAUGCCCUGCCAAAUCACUAGCGACUGCCCCACCAACACCUACUGCUCAGAUAGCGUAUGUAAACCCGCCUGCCUGCUGGACACCGAGUGCGCCUCCUCGGAGGUGUGCCAGGGCGGCCAGUGCUUUGAUCCCUGCCUGCAGCCGCUGGCAUGCGGCCAGAACGCCCAGUGCCAGAUGCUGAGCCAUGUGAAACAGUGCCAUUGCCCGGAGGGCUUCACCGGCGACGCGACCAAGGAGUGUGUGCGCGUGCCGGUCGCCUGCGACGGCGACUGUGCGCCUGGCUACACCUGCCGCGACUCCAUGUGCCUGCCCGUCUGUCACAGUGAUCUGGAGUGCGCCUCCAACGAGAAGUGCCUGCGCGGCAACUGCAUGCUGACCUGCCGCGUUGACAACGACUGCUUCCUGGGCCAUGUGUGCCUGCACAACAAAUGCGUUUUUGGAUGUCACGUGGAUGAUGAUUGCAGCGCUUCCGAGUCGUGCCGCAACGAUAAGUGCGUCAAUCCCUGUCUGGAGAAUCCCUGUGGACCCAAUGCUGCCUGCUCGGUGUCCAAUCAUCGCGCCAGCUGCAGCUGCCUGGACAACAUGGUGCCUAAUCCCACGGCCCAAGUCGGCUGCGUCCGAUCGCCGCCGCUGGAGUGCCACGAGAACCGCGACUGCAGCAAUGGCUUGGCCUGCUUCGAGUCCGUCUGUCGUCCACUGUGUGCCGACGACGCCGGCUGCUUGACCAACGAGCGCUGCCAGCAGGGCGUCUGCAAGCCGCUCUGCCGCCACGACAACGAGUGUGCCAACGGAGAGGUGUGUCUGGGCCUCAACUGCGUCACGGGCUGCCGCUCCGACCAGGGCUGCCCCAGCCACUUGGCCUGCAUUGGACAGCAGUGCGUGGAUCCCUGCUCGGAGCCAACUGCCUGCGGCACCAAUGCCCUCUGCCAGGCCGUCGAUCAUCGCAAGCAGUGCAGCUGCCCCGCGGGACUCAGCGGCAAUGCUGACGUGGCCUGCAAGACUCCACGCAUCGCCUGCGCUCGCAACGAGGACUGCGGCUCGAACCAGCUCUGCUAUGCGGGCAGCUGCCAGGGCAAGUGCCGCAACGAUCAGAACUGCCUGUCGGAUGAGCGCUGCAUGCGCGGCACCUGCCGCACCGUCUGCAACACGGACAGCGCCUGUGCCCAGGGCCAGAUCUGCGAGAAUCGCGUAUGCCAAACGGGCUGUCGCAACGACCUCAGCUGCGCCAGCGACGAGGCCUGCAUCAACAAGAAAUGCCAGAAUCCCUGCCAGACGCCCGGCCAGUGCGGCCAGUGCGCCGACUGCCUGGUGAUCAAUCACGGCGUGCAGUGCCAGUGUCCGGCCUCCUACAUGGGCGACGGCCUCACGGGCUGCCAGCUGCCGCCGGUGCGCUGCCAUCCGGGCUGCGAGUGCGACGAGAGCGGCGCCUACUGUGCCGCCAAGUGCAGCCGCUCCGAGGACUGCGCGUGCGGACAGCAGUGCGCGCGGGGCAAGUGCCGCAACAAGUGCGGACCCAAGCGCCAGUGUCCGCUGGGUCAGCUGUGCGAGCGCGGCGCCUGCAUCGCGGGCUGCAAAUCGAAUGGAGACUGUGCUGCCGACCAGAGCUGCCAGAAUGGCAAGUGCGUGGAUCCCUGCGCCGAUGAUCGCGCCUGUGGCCGGAAUGCCCUGUGCACGGUGUCGGAGCAUCGCAUGCUGUGCUACUGCCCCGACGGCUACGAGGGCGAGCCCAGCAAGGAGUGCGUCCAGUUCGAGUGCCGCGAGGACAGCGACUGUGAGACGAGCAAACGCUGCGAUCACGGCAAAUGCCGGAAUCCGUGCCUCGAGUACGGCGCCUGCGGCACCAAUGCGCAGUGCCGGGUCAUCAAUCGCAAGGCCCAGUGCUCCUGCCCGCCGGACUUCUUUGGCAAUCCCGCCACCGCCUGCCAGCCCUUGGACGGCGGCUGCUCGAACAAUCCCUGCGGCGUCAACUCCAAGUGCAUCGAGCUGCCCGGCGGCUACGAAUGCGCCUGCAUGGAUGGCUGCAUGGGCGAUGCCCACAAGGGUUGCCUGUGCGAAGGCAAACUGGUGAAUGCCUGCCACGAGCAGCCGUGCGGCCUGAAUGCCGCCUGCCGUGUGCUCAGCAACAAUCAGGCCGAGUGCUACUGCCCCGAGGACUUCCCCAACGGCGAUGCCUAUGUGCAAUGUUAUUUGACGCCACCCCAGGAGGACUGCCGCACGCUCGGCUGCGAGUCCGGCAGCUGUGUGCGCUCCGGCUACGACUAUGUCUGCCAGCAGGACACCGAACAAUGCUACUCAGAUACGGAUUGUCCCAGUGAAAAAUCAUGCCUGCAAGGACACUGCACCGAUCCUUGUACAAUGCGUGGCGCGUGUGGCACAAAUGCGCUGUGUCAGACUGUGCUGCAUCGUCCGCGCUGCUCGUGUCCGAGCUGUCAUAUAGGUCGACCCGAGGUCGAAUGCAAACCGGAUCCGAAAUGUGUGUCCGAAGACACAGACCCCAAGACAAAGGAGCAAAUACCCUGCACAAACGAUGCCGAAUGCCCAGAAACAUUGCAGUGCGGCCAAUACGGCCAAUGCACAGAUCCAUGCAACAAUCCCCUGUUCAUUUGUGAGAGCAACAAAAAGUGCGAGACUCGCCGCCACCAGCCGGUUUGCAUAUGCAAAUCGGGCUUCAUAGUCAACGAGUACGGUGAGUUGACCUGUGCGCCGGAUAAGCGCGAAUGCUAUCGCGAUGAUGACUGUGCCUCGAACAUGGCCUGCACGGAUGGCAAGUGUCGCAACCCGUGCAUCGUGCCGCUGGGCCGUGCCCCAAUCUGUGCCGAGAAUAAGUCGUGCGAGGUGCAAGACCACAAGCCCGUAUGCAUUUGCAUGCGAGACUGCCAGCCAUCGAUAUCGAUAUGUUUGCGUGAUGCUGGCUGUCCAGCGGGCUUGGCGUGUCGUAACUAUCAGUGCGUCGAUCCGUGCAAGUUUGCCACGUGCGCAUCCAACUCGCCAUGCAUUGUCGAGGAUCAUAAGCCGAUAUGUAAAUUCUGCCCAACUGGAUUUAUAGCCGAUGCCAAAUAUGGAUGUCAAAAAGAAAUUGGUUGUGCCUCAAGCGAUGAGUGCCCGACUCAACAGGCCUGCGUGAAUGCACUUUGUGUGGAUCCCUGCGCCUAUGAGAAUCCCUGCGGCCGCAGUGAGGAUUGUCGAGUUAUUGCCCAUCAACCUGUUUGUGCUAGCGUCUGUGAAUGCCAACGUAAAUCUGAUUGUCGGAAAGGUUUCGAGUGUGAUGGAUGUUACUGUCGUGACACAACAGGACGCACACCUGGCUGCGAGCACUGUCCGCCAGGUGCAAAGUGUGAUCCCACAACUGGUGCCUGUAUUAAAGCUAAUGUAACAAUAACAACUAGUACUACCAUGAAAACCACAACGAAACCAACAACAACAUCCAUACAAACAACAACAACAACAGCUAACCCUAUCACUGGCGACGAUAUGUCGCCAAUCUCAAGCAAGGGUACCACCACUAGCACCACCACCACCACCAUAACCACCAUCAUUACUAGCACAGAAAUAAGCACUAACAAGACAAGCACGAGUAAGCCCGACAUUGAAACAACGACCAUGAAAUCGGGUCACACGAAAGGCUAUCGGGAUGGUGAGAACAAUAUAACUGAUACGCCAACGCCAAGGCCGGUGCUCACAACGACCACACUGACCAGCCGAGAUAGUGGCAGGCGCACCACAACACCAAAAAUGAAAACAACUCGACUGGAUACCUCAAACGAGAUCCCAGACACAACAACGAUGACCAGCACGACGCCUUGGCCGACGGAGCUACCGACUAGAGCGGGCACAACAACGGAGGUCUACGAUCUAAUCACAAUGCAAACAACAACUGCCUCUACUCCGCUGGCCAACACAACAGCUAUCACAGUUAUUAACCCAUGUACAAUAGAUACUAACUGUGCUCCUAAUGAGCACUGCAAACUGGGGCAAUGCACACUGAAAGAACCGUCAGGCACACCAAAAACACACGAACCCUGCCAAUCGAACAAUGAUUGCAUUGAAAGCGAAGCUUGCUACAUGGGUUUGUGCCACGAUCCCUGCGAGUUUGCGAAGAUCUGUGCUGCCACGGCCAAGUGCACGGCAAAGAGUCAUCGACCCAUUUGUAGUUGCCCGCAGGGCCACGAGGGCAAUCCGAUGGUCAAGUGUGUGCCAACGCAAAAGUCAAUUGAAUGUACUCACAACUCCGAUUGCGGAAUCACAGAAGCCUGCAUCAAUGAGCGCUGCCAGCAUCCUUGUGAUGUGCACAAUCCGUGUGCCCAAAACGCGGUUUGUAUCAAUGCUAAUCACGCAGCCGACUGCAGCUGCCAGGAUGGCUAUCAGGGCAACGGGCUGGUUGGCUGUCAGCCAGCACGCACCCACGUCUGCCAAUACAACGAGGAUUGUCCAUCAAAUAAGCUGUGCGACCGCCUUAACCGACGCUGCAUAAAUCCUUGCCAAGAGGAUUCGUGCGGAGAGAACGCUGAGUGUGUGCCGGUCAACCACGGCAUCAACUGUCGCUGCUUGCCCGGAUAUUUGGGCAAUGCAUACGUUCUCUGCCAGCAGUCCCUGGGCUGUCGCUCCGAUUCCGAGUGUGAUGCCAGUCAGGCGUGCAUCAAUGGCAAGUGCUCAUCGCCUUGUCAAUGUGGUGCAUUUGCUCUGUGUGAUGUAAUUGACCAUCGAGGCGUAUGCAAGUGCCCACCUGGGUACAAUGGUAAUCCCGAGGUGGGCUGCAGUCCACCACAGAAUCCGUGCGAUCCCAACCCAUGUGGCCUGAACGCUCAGUGCGAACUGGAUAAUGGAAAUCCUAUCUGCUUCUGCCCCAAAGGUCUCACUGGUAACCCCUUCAAGAAUUGCAUUCCUGAGGGAGACGAGUGCACACCCAACCCAUGUGGACCAAACUCUGGCUGCCGCCGGGUUAAUGGUGCUCCCGUUUGCUUCUGUUUGCCCGAAUACGAGGGUCAGCCUCCACAAAUACCUUGCGAGCUUCCAUCAAAUCCAUGCGAGCCUUCGCCUUGUGGUCCCAACACGCAGUGCGCUGUUCUGAGCAACGGAUUCUCGAAGUGCACCUGCCUGCCCGGCUAUGUGGAGAGUCCUAACACUAUUCGCGGCUGCGUCGAACCGAUCAAUCCCUGCGAACCAAAUCCUUGCGGCACUGGUGCCAUCUGUGACUCAUCGCGUCAGCCCGUCUGCUAUUGUCCGGAUAACAAGAUUGGAAAUCCCUUCAGGAUUUGUGAGAAGCCAGCCGUUUCCAUUGAGCUGUGCCAGCCAGGUCCAUGUGGCCGCAAUGCUGACUGUUACGUGGCGGGCAAUCGCGAGGAAUGCUACUGCCGCUCUGGCUACGCUGGAGAUCCCUACCAGGGCUGUAUUGAAACAAGUCGAACUGUGUGCGACCCUAAUCCCUGCGGACCCAAUGCUAACUGCGUUGUUGCUGGUGAUGGCCAAACUGCUUGCGUCUGCCCCGAGGGCUUGUCUGGCGAUCCAACAUCCCUUUUGGGAUGCCACGGCUAUGAAUGUCAAGUGGAUGCUGAUUGCCCACAGAGCAGGGCCUGCAUGGGUUUCCGUUGCUACGAUCCUUGCCCCGGUGCAUGCGGCUACGGAGCCAAUUGCCGUGUGGAACAACAUCAUCCCGUUUGCUCGUGCAAUGCUGGCCUAACAGGUAAUCCUGGCGUGCGUUGCUUUGCUCUGGACCAGCCUAAGGGCAACCCUUGUGUGCCAAGUCCAUGUGGCCUGAACAGCGAAUGCAAGCUGCUGAAUAAUCGGGCUGUGUGCUCAUGCCUGCCUGGAUACUUGGGUGAUCCUAAAUCCGGCUGCCAGCCGGAAUGCGACAUUAACUCCGAUUGCGGAGAAUCGCUCUCCUGUAUCAAUCACAAGUGUGUGGAUCCAUGUGCCGGCACCAUCUGCGGCAUCAAUGCCAUUUGCAACGUCCGCCAACAUACACCAGUGUGCCACUGCCUCGACGGAUUCGCCGGAGAUGCGUUCCUACAGUGUGUGCCGAUAGGUAUCUUAAAGAACAUCUCCCGUGAUCCAUGCGCCCCGUCACCUUGUGGACCAAGUGAUGUCUGCUCUGUAUAUGGCGAUGGUGUAGCACUGUGUGAUCCCUGCUUUGGGCCCAAUGCUCAGCAAAACCCGCGUUGUCGACCGGAGUGUGUUACCAAUUCGGACUGUCCAUUUGACCGCGCCUGUUUGGGACAACGCUGCUUGGAUCCCUGCCCCGGCUCGUGUGGACGUAACGCGAUUUGCAACGUCUACGAGCACAACCCAAUAUGUACUUGCCCCGCUGGACUCUUUGGCAAUCCCUACGAACAAUGCGCCCCACCCUCCCCAAUCGUACCAACCCCAACGGCUAGUUGUGCCAAGCUGCAGUGCGGACCAAACGCCGAUUGCAAACGCCAAAGUGGCGGCUUGGCCUGCAUUUGUCGCAAGGGCUACUUUGGCAAUCCCUACAUCGGCUGCCGCCCCGAGUGCGUGCUCAACAGUGACUGUCCCGCGGACAAGGCGUGCCUCAACUCCAAGUGCGUAGACGCUUGCUCGGGUGUUUGUGGCAUCAAUGCCGUGUGUCGCGUCGUCAAUCAUGCACCGGUUUGUGUCUGCGCCGAUGGCUUUAGUGGCGAUGCCUUCCUGUCUUGCAGUCCCUAUUAUUUGCCGCCACCUACCGAAAGUCGCAAUCCGUGCGAGCCCUCACCCUGCGGUCCCAACUCAAGAUGCUUGGCGUCCGCAGAUGGCUAUGCCGCUUGCUCCUGUCUGCCCAACUUCAAGGGCGCACCGCCCGUCUGUCAGCCGGAAUGUGUGGUCAGCUCGGAGUGCGCUCCCAGCCAGGCGUGCAUCAAUCAACGCUGUGCGGAUCCCUGCCCUGGCACUUGCGGCAUCGGAGCGCGCUGUGAGGUACUCAAUCACAAUCCGAUUUGCUCGUGUGAAUCGCAUUUCGAGGGUGAUCCGUUCGUGGCUUGCUCGCGCGUACCAGAACCGCCACCGGAUGGCAAAUCUCCACAAAAUCCUUGCGUGCCAUCGCCCUGCGGUCCCAACUCAAUCUGCCAAAUCAAACAGAAUCGACCGGUCUGCUCGUGCGUUGCCAACUAUAUAGGCAGUCCGCCAUAUUGCCGACCCGAGUGCACCUUGAGCAGUGAGUGUCCCGCAGACAAGGCAUGCAUACAGGAGAAAUGCCAGAGCCCGUGUACCAACACUUGUGGCCACAAUGCCCGCUGCACGGUCGUUGCGCACUCGGCGCAUUGCAGCUGCGACACAGGUUACGAGGGCGAUGCCUUUGUGGGCUGCUCAAAGGUCAUAACACAGAAACCAGAUGAUCACUACAAUCCCUGCUAUCCGAACCCAUGCGCCGAGAAUGCAGUGUGCACGCCCCAUAAUGGAGCCGCUCGCUGCAGCUGUAUUGAGCCCUACUUUGGGGACCCGUACAGCACUGGCUGCCGACCGGAAUGUAUCUACAAUUCGGAAUGUCCCUCGUCAUUGGCCUGCAUUAAGCAGCACUGCCGCAAUCCUUGCACCGGCGCCUGUGGCCCCAAUGCCGAGUGCGCUGUGGUCAACCACCUGCCCACAUGCAGUUGUACGCGCGGCUUCGAGGGCGAUCCAUUCGUGGGCUGCAAGCGCACUCCUGUGGGACCAAUCAGCGUCUGUGAGCCCAAUCCGUGCGGACCGAACAGCAUAUGCCGCACAAUCGAGGGCCACCCCACAUGCAGCUGCCAGGUCGGCUAUUUUGGAGCACCACCCACAUGCCGGCCCGAGUGCGUGGUCAGCUCUGAGUGUGCACAGAACUUGGCUUGCAUCAAUCAAAAGUGCGCCGAUCCAUGCAGUGGCACAUGCGGCUUCAAUGCCAAGUGCCAGGUGAACAAUCAUAAUCCAAUAUGUACCUGCCCCAAAGACUAUGUCGGAGAUCCAUUUGAGCAAUGUGUGCCCAAACCUGCUGAACGAAUACCGAUUGUGAAUCCCUGCCUUCCCAAUCCGUGUGGACCAAAUGCCUUGUGCCGCGACAUCAACAAUCGCGCCGAAUGCUCUUGCGCGCCGGGCAUGUUCGGAGCGCCGCCCAACUGUCGACCCGAGUGUGUUAUUAACCAGGACUGCCCCUCGAACAGAGCGUGCAUACGGCAACGCUGCGAAGAUCCUUGCGUUGGCACCUGCGGCUUCAACGCGCUCUGCACCACACAGAACCACCAGCCCAAGUGCAGCUGCCUUGAUGGCUAUGAAGGCGAUCCAUACACGGGUUGCAACAUGCAUCAAAUUGUGGUACCCGAUGUACCCUCUGAUCCAUGCUAUCCAUCGCCUUGUGGUGCAAAUGCCGUUUGUCGCGAACGCAACGGUGCUGGCUCAUGCAGUUGCAUUCAGAAUUAUUUCGGAGAUCCAUACAUCAAUUGCCGACCCGAAUGCGUGCAGAAUAGUGAUUGUCCCGGUAGCAAAGCCUGUAUCAAUAUGAAGUGUCGCGAUCCCUGUGCGAAUGCCUGUGGCUUUAAUGCAAUUUGUCGCGUUGCUCACCAUCAGCCCGUGUGCAGCUGUGAGCCAGGCUUUACAGGCAAUCCCCUACGUGCCUGCGUGGAACGGCCCACAAACAUGUACUUACCACUGCCCAAAGAUCCAUGCAGACCCUCACCCUGUGGCCUCUUCAGUACUUGCCAAGUGGUUGGUAGCCGUCCAGUCUGCGCUUGUUUGCCCGACUAUAUGGGCAGUCCACCCAACUGCAAGCCCGAGUGCUUGACAAGUGCUGAGUGUGCCCCAGAUAGAGCCUGUGUCAAUCAGAGAUGCCGCGAUCCCUGCCCCGGCACAUGUGGCUACAAUGCGCGUUGUCGCACAACAAACCACGCACCCAUCUGUAGCUGCUUUGACGGCUAUACUGGGGAUCCCUUCCAUCAGUGCUUGCCACAGCAAAAGCCAAUAGUCGUACCAGAUCCCAUAAGACCCUCAAAUCCUUGCGUGCCAUCGCCGUGUGGUCCCAACUCACAAUGCCAGGUCUCAAGUACCGGUGCCGUCUGUGCGUGCCUCAACAAUUACAUAGGACGUCCGCCAGCUUGUCGUCCUGAAUGUACCAUUAACUCAGAGUGUCCGACGCGUAUGGCAUGCAUGAAUGCACGCUGUGCCGAUCCAUGCAUUGGAUCCUGUGGCAAUAACGCCCUAUGUCAUGUCAGCUUCCAUGCGCCCGUGUGCAUGUGCCAGCCAGGCUACACUGGAGAUCCAUUCUCAGGCUGCUACAAGAUUAUAGAAAUACCUGUCGAAACCACACAACCCUGCCGACCCAGCCCCUGUGGUCUAAAUGCCUUAUGCGAGGAACGUAAUCGCGCCGCAGCAUGUAAAUGUUUGCCCGAAUACUUUGGCGAUCCAUAUGUCGAGUGCCGACCCGAGUGUGUGAUCAACUCCGACUGCCCCAAAUCCCGCGCAUGCGUAAAUCAGAAGUGCGUCGAUCCAUGUCCGGGCAUGUGCGGGCAUAGUGCCCAAUGCGCCGUAUUCAACCAUGCGCCCAACUGUGAAUGCUUGCCGGGCUAUACAGGAAAUCCUAUCGUCGGUUGUCAUCUCGUUCCCGAUAUACCGCGCUAUCCCGAUCCCAUUGUGCCCGAAAAUCCAUGUCAGCCCUCACCAUGCGGUCUAUACAGCAUCUGCCGUGCAGUUAACGGUCAUGCUGUCUGCUCGUGUGUGCCAAACUAUGUGGGCGCACCACCCAACUGCCGACCGGAAUGCAUGAGCAGUUCGGAAUGCAGUCAAGACAAAUCGUGCAUCAAUGAGCGCUGCAAAGAUCCAUGCCCUGGUACAUGCGGCCACAAUGCUUUAUGCCGCGUCGUCAAUCACAAUCCCAUUUGCUCCUGCAGUCCUGGCUACAGUGGCGAUCCGUUCGUACGCUGCCUACCUCAAGAAAAACGACCUAUUGUAAAAGAUCGCAUCGAUCCGUGUGUGCCCUCGCCAUGCGGACCCAACUCGCAGUGCAGGGUGUCGGCUAAUGAGCAACCGGUGUGCUCAUGCUUGCAACAUUAUGUGGGUAGGGCGCCAAAUUGCCGGCCAGAGUGCACCUCGAACUCCGAGUGCGCUGGCAACUUGGCUUGCAUCAAUUUGCGCUGUCAGAAUCCAUGUGUGGGCACCUGUGGCAUUCAGACCACAUGCCUUGUAAAUAAUCAUAGACCAAUUUGCCGUUGCCUUGAAGGCUAUGUUGGCGAUCCAUUCUCUGAGUGUAGUCCACAAAUUAUUGUGCCGCCGGAAAUUGCGGAGCCCUGCAAUCCCAGUCCGUGUGGUGCCAACGCUGUUUGCAAGGAACGCAACGGCGUCGGCUCCUGCACGUGUCUGCCCGAUUACAGUGGCGAUCCGUACACUGAAUGCCGUCCGGAAUGUGUACUCAAUAACGACUGCUCCAAGAACCGCGCCUGCCUCAAUAACAAGUGCAGAGAUCCCUGUCUAGGAGUUUGCGGUGUUGCCGCUGAAUGUCACGUCAUCAAUCAUUCGCCCAGUUGCAGUUGUCCAGCCGGUUAUACGGGCAAUCCCUCACAGUAUUGCCGUGAAAUACCCAAAUUGGCACCGCCUGUCCAACCAUGUCAGCCAUCGCCAUGCGGCCCCUAUAGCCAGUGCCGCGAGGUGAAUGGGCAUGCCGUCUGUUCGUGCAUUGCCAAUUAUAUUGGUGCACCGCCCGCCUGCCGUCCCGAGUGCUCGGUUAGCUCCGAGUGCGCGCAAGAUAAGGCGUGCGUGAAUUUGCGCUGUGUAGAUCCAUGUCCAGGCACCUGCGGUAAUGAGGCCGUGUGCAAGGUGACCAAUCACAAUCCCAUUUGCUCAUGCCCAGCUGGCUAUAGUGGUGAUCCGUUUGUGCGGUGCACACCGUGGCAACCGGAGCCCGAAACUCCAAAGUCCAACGAAAAUCCAUGCGUGCCCAGCCCUUGCGGUCCCAACUCACAGUGCCGCGUGGUUGGAGAGACGGGUGUCUGCUCCUGUUUGCCAAACUAUAUUGGACGUGCGCCAAACUGUCGUCCAGAAUGUACGCAAAAUUCUGAAUGCGCUGGUAAUCUGGCUUGUAUUAACGAGCGCUGCAAGGAUCCCUGUCCCGGCUCGUGCGGUUUCAAUGCUUUCUGCAAUGUUGUAAAUCACUCACCUGUUUGCACCUGUGAGAGCGGCUACUCGGGUGAUCCGUUUGCUGGCUGUAAUCCGCAACCUAUUACCGUGCCCGACGAACGCUUAACACCCUGUGUACCCUCGCCCUGCGGCCCCAAUGCAGAGUGCCGUGAACGCAAUGGCGCCGGCUCCUGUACAUGCUUGCCAGAAUAUUUUGGUGAUCCGUACAGCGGCUGCCGUCCAGAGUGUGUGGUGAACAGUGAUUGCCCACGCGAUAGAUCUUGCAUCAACCAGAAAUGCGUGGACCCUUGUCCAGGUGUUUGUGGCUUGAAUGCAGAAUGCCGCGUGGCCAAUCACUUGCCCAGCUGCCUCUGUCUGGCCGGCUACACUGGAAACCCAUCGAGCGCUUGCCGUGAAAUAAUCGAACUGCCUGAACCACCCAAAGCCAAUGAUAAUCCCUGUGUGCCUUCCCCUUGUGGUCCAUACAGUCAAUGUCGGGAAAUAAACAACCAUGCCGUGUGCUCGUGUCAGCCCGGCAUGAUUGGCUCAGCGCCUAAUUGCAGGCCUGAGUGCAUAGUUAGCUCAGACUGCGCCCAAGAUCUCAAUUGUCAGAAUCAGAAGUGUGUGGAUCCAUGCCCAGGCACUUGCGGCAUUGAGGCCCGUUGCCAGGUCAUUAAUCACUACCCUGCAUGUUCCUGUGCCCCAGGCUACACUGGAGAUCCUUUCAAUCGAUGCACUCGAAUUAUAUUGGAGGAAACACCCAAAGAACCUGGUAAUCCCUGUGUGCCCUCGCCCUGCGGACCCAACUCGAAAUGCGUCGAUAUACGCGGUUCGCCUGCAUGCUCCUGCCUGCCCGAUUACCUCGGCCGGCCACCCAACUGCCGACCCGAAUGCAUGACUAGUUCCGAUUGUCCAGCCAACUUGGCAUGUGUUAACCAGCGCUGUGCAAACCCAUGUAUCGGUGCAUGCGGCAUACACACGCAGUGUACUGUUAUUAAGCAUAAUCCGAACUGCCAAUGCGAGCCUGGUUACACCGGAGAUCCUUUCUCCGGCUGUGCCAUUAUACACCAAAUCACGCCAACGGAAGCCUCACGCAAUCCCUGUAAUCCAAGCCCAUGCGGCGCCAAUGCCGUGUGUCGUGAACGCAACAACGCCGGUUCGUGUUCCUGUCUGCCCGAGUACUUCGGGGAUCCGUACAGCGGUUGUCGUCCGGAAUGCGUACAAAAUCCCGACUGCGACCGCUCACGCGCUUGCAUUAACAACAAGUGUCAGGAUCCAUGUCCAGGUGCAUGCGGCAUCAAUGCCGAGUGCCGCGUGUUGAAUCACGCGCCCAACUGUAUGUGCUUUGAUGGAUACACUGGGGAUCCGCAUCACUCUUGUUCGAUAAUUGAAGUCGUUACCCGUCGUCCCGAAAAUCCAUGCCAGCCCUCACCAUGUGGACCCAAUAGCCAGUGUCAUGAUACCAACAGCCAUGCGGUCUGCAGCUGCCUGGAAGGAUACAUUGGAGCACCACCGAACUGCAAGCCUGAAUGUGUGGUCAGCUCAGAGUGUGCACAGAAUCGUGCAUGCAUCAACCAGAAGUGUGCUGAUCCGUGCCGCGGUGCUUGCGGAGACAAUGCCAAAUGCCAAGUGGUCAACCACAAUCCCAUCUGUAGCUGUGUACCAGGCAUGACGGGUGAUCCUAUCUCCGGAUGUGUACCAGAUGUGGGCAAGAGCACAGAAAAUCCAUGCGUGCCCUCACCUUGUGGACCGAACUCGAUUUGCCGUGAAAUCGGACAACAAGCUGCCUGCUCAUGUCGGGCCAACUAUAUUGGACGUCCGCCCAGCUGUCGGCCAGAGUGCACCACCAACGACGAAUGCCAAAAUCAUCUAUCCUGCCAACAGGAGCGCUGCGUUGAUCCUUGCCCUGGCUCGUGCGGCAGCAAUGCCAUUUGCCAGGUGGUUCAACACAAUGCAGUUUGCUCCUGUGCCGAUGGCUAUGAGGGCGAUCCGCUAUUCGGCUGUCAGCUCAUACCACCAGUAUUACCCACGCAACCACCAUCAUCACCAUGCGAGCCUUCGCCCUGUGGUCCACACGCCGAGUGCCGCGAACGCAACGGUGCCGGCGCAUGCUACUGCCAUGACGGCUUCGAGGGAAAUCCCUACGAUGCGCAGCGAGGCUGCCGUCGCGAGUGUGAGACGAACGAUGAAUGCAGCCCAGCACAGGCAUGCGUGCGCUUCAAGUGCAUUGACCCAUGCGCAAAUAUGUGCGGUGAAUAUGCGAUCUGCACGGUAGACAACCAUGUGCCCACCUGUGUUUGCCCGGACGGCUACAGCGGCGAUCCAUUCUUUAGCUGCCGACCUGUGCCGGUUACACCACCGCCACCUAUUAAUCCGUGUGUGCCAUCGCCUUGCGGCCCCAACAGCAAUUGUCGCAGCAUGAACAACCAAGCUGUGUGCUCUUGCCAAUCAGGAUUCGUGAACCAACCACCAAACUGCCGUCCCGAGUGUGUUGUCAGCGCGGAAUGCGCCCCAGAGCGUGCUUGCGUCAACAACAAGUGCGUGGAUCCCUGCCUGCACACGUGUGGCAUUCGUGCCAUCUGCAGCACCAAGAAUCACAGUCCUAUUUGCACCUGUCCGCGCGGAAUGACUGGCGAUCCGUUCGUACAAUGUACCAAGAUACCGAUUACAAACGAUGUGACCACGCCUGAACCACCUGCACCUUCCUGCGUGCCCUCGCCUUGCGGCCCCAAUGCGAAAUGUCAAAUCGUGGGCGGCAGUCCAGCAUGCUCUUGCCUGCCAGACUUUAUUGGCGCGCCGCCACGUUGCCGACCUCAGUGCGUUUUGAACUCAGAGUGCGGCCCCACGGAGGCGUGCAUCAAUCAAAAGUGUCGCGAUCCCUGCCCUGGCUCGUGCGGCUUUGAAGCCAAGUGCCAUGUGCUUAACCAUCUACCAAUAUGUAACUGCAUCGACGGCUUCACUGGCGAUCCGUUUGUGCGCUGCAGCAAGCUACCAGAAGAAAAGGUUGUCUCACGACCCGAUGAUCCAUGCAGUCCCAGUCCCUGCGGACCCAAUGCUGAUUGCUUUGCCGGUGAGUGCCGCUGUCAGAACAACUAUCAAGGUAAUCCCUACGAGGGCUGUCGUCCCGAAUGCACACUGUCUGCGGACUGUUCACGGGAUAAGGCUUGCAUGCGCAACAAGUGUGUGGAUCCCUGCCCAGGAACAUGUGGAAAUAACGCCAUUUGCGAAGUUAUGAAUCACAUACCCGUCUGUUCCUGCCAGCAAGGCUAUGAGGGUGAUCCGUUCACUAAUUGCCGACCAAAACCAAUCGACCCUGUGGAAGAGCCCAAACCCUGCUCACCCUCGCCAUGCGGUGCCAACAGCCAGUGUCGCGAUAUUAAUGGACAUGCGGUGUGCUCCUGCCUGGAAGGCUUCAUUGGAGCGCCGCCACAAUGUCGACCAGAGUGUGUCGUUUCCAGCGAGUGCUCAGCAGUGCAAGCGUGUGUCAACAAAAAGUGCGUAGAUCCCUGUGCUGGUGCCUGUGGCAUUGAAGCGCGCUGUGAGGUUAUCAAUCACAGUCCCAUAUGCGGCUGUCCUCCAGGCACAACUGGAGAUCCAUUCAAGGGCUGCACCGAAAUACCCAUGCAGAAAGAUGUGGAUCAAAAGCCGCCGCCCAGCGAUCCAUGCGUGCCAUCGCCCUGUGGACCCAACUCGAUAUGCAAAGCUGAUAACAAGGGACCCGUUUGCCAAUGCCUGCCAGAGUACUUUGGAGCUCCGCCCAACUGUCGAGUCGAAUGUAUCAUCAAUCCAGAUUGUCCGUCGACACAGGCAUGCAUAAACAACAAGUGUCGCGAUCCCUGUCCCGGAUCCUGUGGCACGAACUCCGAGUGCCGCGUUAUUGGCCACUCUGUUUCGUGCUCAUGUCCGCCCGGAUAUGCUGGCAAUGCUUUCGUACAGUGCGUGCAGCAGCGUGAAGAGCAACCGAAGCCAUGCGAGCCCUCCCCAUGUGGCGCCAACGCUGAAUGCAUUGAACGUAAUGGCGCUGCCGCCUGCAAAUGCAUUGACGAAUAUCAGGGCAAUCCCUACGAGGGCUGUCGACCAGAGUGCGUGCUCAGCUCGGACUGUUCCACGGAUAAGGCUUGCAUAAGGAACAAAUGUCAGGAUCCGUGCCCGGGCAUCUGUGGCUCCAAUGCUCAGUGCUAUGCUAUCAAUCAUGUGCCCAACUGCGUUUGCAACGACGGAUAUACGGGUGAUCCGUUCUCCAAUUGCCGCCGUGUUGAAGUAACUCCCCCACCAACUGUUGCCGAUCCAUGCAGCCCGUCGCCUUGUGGCCCUAACAGCAAGUGCCGCCUGGCCAAUGGCCUAGCUGUAUGCUCUUGCCUGGAUACCUUUAUUGGUGCACCGCCCAACUGCAAGCCAGAGUGUACAGUGAAUGCUGAAUGCCCACAGAACAAGGCGUGUCAUAAGUUCCGCUGCGCAAAUCCAUGCGCCGGCACUUGCGGCAUUGAUGCCAAGUGUGAGGUCAUCAAUCACAAUCCCAUCUGCAGUUGCCCCAUCGACAUGACUGGCGAUCCGUUUGCGCGCUGCUAUCCAGCACCGGAAGUUGCUGAACCAAAGGACGCCCCCAAGAACCCAUGCCAGCCCUCGCCUUGCGGACUUUAUUCCGAGUGCCGUGUGCGCGGCGAUCAGGCAUCCUGCUCUUGUUUGCCAAACUACAUUGGAGCACCGCCUAAUUGCCGAGCCGAGUGUGUUGUGAACACUGAUUGCGUCUCAGAUCGUGCUUGUAUUGCAGAGAAGUGCCGCAAUCCCUGUGAAGGAUCUUGCGGUAUUAACUCCGAGUGCCGCGUUCAAAAUCACCUGGCCAUAUGUACGUGCCGCGGCAGCUUUACUGGCGAUCCGUUUGUGCAAUGUGUCGAAGUUGUUGAAAAGACAACACAGCCACCUCCCACAUCACUGGAUCCGUGUGAUCUCCAACCAUGCGGUGCCAAUGCCGAAUGCAAUAACGGAAUCUGUAGCUGCCUACCUGAAUAUCAGGGUGAUCCCUACACCGGCUGCCGUCCAGAGUGCACGCUCAGCACAGAUUGCUCGCCAAAUAAGGCUUGCCUGAACAAGAAGUGCGUCGAUCCGUGCCCCGGAACCUGUGGACAGAAUGCACAAUGCGAUGUUUCAAAUCAUAUACCUAUCUGCAGCUGCCUACAAGGCUACACGGGUGAUCCGUUUGUCCAUUGCCGUCAAGAGACGCCGGUGGCCAAGGAUCCUUGCCAACCGAACCCAUGUGGACCCAAUAGCUUAUGCCACGUCUCUGCUCAGGGUGCUGUUUGUGCCUGCCAGCCGGGCAUGCUGGGCUCACCACCCGCUUGCAAGCCCGAAUGCAUUGUCAGCUCAGAGUGUUCCCUGCAAACGGCCUGCAUACAAAAGAAGUGUGUCGAUCCUUGCCCAGGAGCUUGCGGUCAGUUCGCUCGCUGCCAAGUGAUCAAUCACAAUCCGUCGUGCUCAUGCAACACUGGUUAUACGGGUGAUCCGUUCACACGCUGCUACCAGGAGGAGCGUAAGCCCCCACCAGAGGCUCCCAGCCAUCCUUGCGUGCCAUCCCCAUGUGGACCGAAUUCAGAGUGCAAAGAACUUAACGGAAAUCCAGCCUGUUCGUGUGCGGCAACAUUCAUUGGCACACCACCCAACUGUCGACCCGAGUGCACCAUUAAUCCGGAAUGUUCGCCAACUAAAGCUUGCAUACGUCAGAAGUGCGCCGAUCCUUGCGUGGGCGCCUGCGGCUUCAAUGCCCGCUGCAACGUGGCCAAUCAUCAACCCAUCUGCACAUGCGAUGUGGGCUACACAGGAGAUCCUUUCACCGGUUGUCAACAGGAACAAGAGAAAAUAGUCAAUGAACAGGUCACACCAUGUGAACCAAAUCCCUGUGGAUCGAACGCCGUUUGCCGUGAGCGCAAUGGCAUUGGUGCCUGCCAGUGCCUGCCCGAUUACUUUGGCGAUCCGUACCAGUCGUGUCGACCGGAAUGCGUACGUAAUUCCGACUGUCCAUCGAAUAAGGCAUGCCAGCAGCAAAAGUGUCGCGAUCCCUGCCCUGGCACAUGUGGUACAAAUGCCGAUUGCCGAGUAACGGCACAUCUACCCACGUGCACGUGCCGCAGCGGCUACACCGGUGAUCCGUAUCGUUACUGCCAUGUGGAACCCGCUCAACCUAUACGGCAAGCCGAACCCACUCAACCCUGCCGACCCUCACCUUGUGGCCCCAAUUCCCAGUGCCGCGAGCUUAACGGCCAAGCGGUAUGCUCCUGUCUUGAACUGUAUAUCGGUCUACCACCCAACUGUCGACCCGAGUGUGUAUUGAGCACCGAAUGUCCCACUGAUAAAGCAUGCAUAAGUCAACGUUGUCAGGAUCCUUGCCCGGGCACCUGCGGUAUUAAUGCCGAGUGCCGUGUGCGUAAUCAUAGUCCACUUUGUCAGUGUCGUCGAGGUUUUACGGGCGACGCCUUUACACGUUGCUAUGCUAUGCCACCACCAGCACCUGUCAUUGAACGUGUUGAACGCGAUCCUUGUGUACCCACACCCUGUGGGCUCAAUAGUCAGUGUCGUAAUGUGCAAGGAGUUCCAUCUUGCACCUGUCUACCGGAAUACAUAGGCACGCCGCCAAAUUGCCGACCCGAAUGCACUAUCAGUGCCGAGUGCGCCUCAAAUAUGGCGUGUAUUCGCGAAAAUUGUAUAGAUCCAUGUCCCGGCUCUUGCGGCUAUGCUGCGGAAUGCAAUGUUGUCAAUCACACACCCAUAUGUACAUGUCCAACAGGUUAUACAGGCGAUCCGUUUAGCAGCUGUCGUCUGGCUCCACCAGAGCCUGUGUUAAACGAAUACGUUGACCGCUGUCAACCAUCACCGUGUGGUCCGAAUGCGCAAUGCAGGGACGGUGUAUGCACAUGUUUGCCCGAGUUCCAUGGGGAUCCCUAUUCUGGUUGUCGACCAGAAUGUGUCCUCAAUUCCGACUGCCCGCGCGAUAAGGCCUGUCUGCGCAGCAAAUGUCUCAAUCCGUGCCCGGGCACUUGUGGCGAGAACGCUAUUUGCGAUGUAAUCAAUCAUAUACCCAUGUGUAGAUGCCCAGAUGGUACCGCAGGCAGCGCCUUUAUACGCUGUACACCCGUGCCGAAAAUUGUUGUGGACACUAAUCCUUGCCGACCAUCGCCUUGUGGUCCAAAUUCUCAGUGCCGCGAAGUCAACCAGCAGGCUGUAUGUUCUUGUUUGCCAACGUUCAUUGGCGCUCCACCCACGUGUAGACCAGAAUGUACUUCCAAUGCUGAGUGUGCACCCACUCAAGCGUGCCUUAAUCAGCGUUGUGGUGACCCAUGUCCUGGUACAUGUGGUGUGGGCGCCGAUUGUGCGGUUGUCAAUCACAGUCCUUUCUGCACCUGCCCCACGCGUUUCACCGGAAAUCCCUUUAUACGUUGCCAGCCACAAAUCGAACCUGUGCGCGAUGUUCAGCCAAUCGAUCCAUGCCGGCCGUCCCCCUGCGGCCCCUACUCGCAAUGUCGACCUAUUGGAGAAGCACCAGCUUGUUCCUGUCUCGAAACUUAUAUAGGGCGUCCACCAAACUGUCGACCAGAGUGUGUCACCAGCUCAGACUGCAAUAGCCAACUGGCUUGUAUUAACCAGAAGUGUGUUGAUCCAUGCCCAGGCCGCUGUGGUCUGAAUGCUGACUGCCGUGUCGUCAGUCAUGUGGUACAGUGCAUCUGCCAGCAGGGCUUCACUGGUGAUCCAUUUGUCCAAUGCAGUCCAGAAAUCGAACGAGAUAUCGAAGUGCGUACACCAUGCAGCCCGAGCCCAUGUGGGGCGAAUGCUAUUUGUCGCGAACGAGAUGGAGCUGGAUCUUGUCAAUGUCUCCCUGAAUACUUUGGCAAUCCCUACGAUGGUUGUCGUCCCGAGUGUGUUCUUGAUUCCGAUUGUCCAUCGAAUCGUGCCUGCCAACAGCAAAAAUGUCAGGAUCCGUGCCCUGGCACCUGUGGUCGAAAUGCCAAUUGUCAAGUAGUCAAUCACCUACCAUCCUGUAAUUGUCUACCUGGAUACAUUGGCGAUCCGUAUCGUCUUUGUACACGUCCUGUGAAACCUAUACGCAAUGAAUACACUAAUCCAUGUCAGCCCACGCCGUGUGGUCCCAACUCGCAGUGUCGCGUUACAAAUGAACAAGCCGUCUGUUCUUGUCUACCCGCGUUCAUUGGUGCCCCACCCGCCUGUCGACCCGAGUGCACCAUCUCCUCGGAAUGUGCUGGAGACAAGGCCUGUCUGAAUCAGAAAUGUGUUAAUCCCUGCGUGGCCAACACCUGUGGAAACAAUGCAAUUUGUCGAGUUCGCAACCACAGUCCAAUCUGCAGUUGCAUCAGUGGAUUCACUGGUGAUGCCUUUACCCAAUGCUUCCCUAUACCACCCCGGCCAAUCGAGGUCCAACCAGAGCCUUUGCGCGACCCCUGCGUGCCCACACCCUGUGGUCCACACUCUGAAUGUCGCAACAUUAAUGGAGUUCCAGCGUGUUCCUGCUUAGCUACGUUCAUUGGCCAGGCACCCAACUGUCGUCCAGAGUGCACCAUUAAUUCCGAGUGUCCCAGCCAGCAGGCAUGCAUUAAUCAGAAAUGCCGCGAUCCCUGUCCAGGCGCCUGUGGUUUAAAUGCAAUUUGUAGUGUUAUAAACCAUACACCGUUAUGUGCUUGCAUUGACGGCUAUGUUGGCAAUCCGUUUACGAAUUGCAAUCCAAAGCCACCUCAGCCAACUGCACCUCCUGUUAGGGACGAUCCUUGCAAUCCAUCGCCAUGUGGUGCCAAUGCACAAUGUAAUGAUGGUAAAUGUACCUGUAUAGCCGAAUACCAGGGUGAGCCAUAUGUAGGCUGUCGCCCAGAGUGUGUUCUCAACACAGACUGCCCACAGAACCGUGCAUGCAUUCGUAAUAAAUGCAUCGAUCCUUGCCCCGGCACCUGUGGAGUGAAUGCAAUUUGUGAGGUGACAAAUCAUGUGCCUAUCUGUCGAUGCCCUGAACAAAUGUCAGGCAAUGCAUUCUUUGAAUGCCGCUCAGUGCCAGCACCUGCGCCCCAGAAUCCCUGCCAACCAUCACCUUGUGGACCUAAUAGUCAAUGUCGUGUUGUGCAAGAAACCGCCGUCUGCUCUUGUCUGAUUGACUAUGUAGGCAGUCCGCCGCAAUGUCGUCCAGAAUGUGUUACCAAUUCAGAUUGUGCAGCCAACCAAGCAUGCCAGAACAUGAAGUGCCGCGAUCCUUGUCCCGGCACUUGCGGCUUCAAUGCUCUAUGCAAUGUGGUGAACCACAGUCCUUUCUGCAGCUGCCCCGCUGGCAUGUCAGGCAAUCCUUUCGUGCGCUGUGAACAGAUUAUAGUUCCCCAACGUGAUGUCACACCUCAAAAUCCAUGUCAACCCUCGCCAUGUGGCCCCAACUCUGAGUGUCGUGUCUCAGGUGAUUCGCCAUCCUGUUCUUGUUUGCCUGAAUUUUUGGGGUCUCCGCCAAACUGCCGACCAGAAUGCAUAUCUAAUUCAGAGUGUGCUACCAACCAGGCGUGCGUUAAUCAGAAAUGCGUGGAUCCAUGUCCAGGACUAUGUGGGCUCAAUGCGAACUGUCGCACUUUCAGCCAUACAGCCAUGUGCCUUUGUGAAAGCGGAUUCACUGGCGAUCCCUUUGCCCAGUGCAGCCCCAUAAGAGAAACACAGAACGAACGGAUACAGCCAUGCAACCCAAGUCCGUGCGGCAUCAAUGCGAAAUGUGAAGAACGUGGCGGAGCUGGCUCAUGCCGGUGUCUUCCUGAAUACUUUGGAAAUCCUUACGAGGGCUGCCGGCCGGAGUGCGUAGCCAACUCAGAUUGUCCUUCAAAUAGAGCUUGUCAGCAGCAGAAAUGCCGCGAUCCCUGCCCUGGCACAUGUGGACAGAACGCCGAGUGCCAAGUUAUUAAUCACUUGGCCACAUGCAAUUGUCUGAAUGGCUACACUGGAGAUCCGUACAGCAUUUGCCGCAUUAUAGAAAACGAACCACCCGAACGUGUCUAUGUGAAUCCCUGUCAACCAUCACCUUGUGGACCUAAUUCGCGCUGCCGAGAAGUUAACGGGCAAGCUGUCUGCUCCUGUCUAGCUGAGUUCAUUGGCAGUCCACCAGCUUGUCGGCCCGAAUGUACCAGUAGCUCCGAAUGCGCUGCUGAUAAGGCUUGUGUGAAUCGAAAAUGUGUUGACCCAUGUCCCAAUGUCUGUGGUCAACAGGCCGAAUGCCGUGUACGCAACCACAGUCCUAUCUGCACUUGCAUAAAUGGAUUUACAGGCGACGCCUUUACACGUUGCUAUAAACUGCCUCCUCCCAUUGUGACAAUUGAACGAGAACCUAUUGAUCCCUGUGUUCCAUCGCCUUGUGGUGCAAACUCACAAUGUCGCGAUGUUUAUGAAACACCAUCAUGUUCUUGCCUGCCAAAUUAUCUGGGCACUCCACCAAACUGCCGACCAGAGUGCUCUAUCAAUGCCGAAUGCCCGAGUCAUCAAGCAUGCAUAAAUCAAAAAUGUCGCGACCCUUGCCCUGGUUCCUGUGGCCUAAAUACACAGUGCAAUGUGAUCAAUCACACACCGAUUUGUAGUUGUCUGGUUGGUUAUAUUGGUGAUCCCUUCGUUGUUUGUAAUCCAGAACCACCUCAAAGAAUUGAAGACCCGCCAGUACCUCAGGAUCCUUGCAACCCUUCGCCAUGUGGCGCUAAUGCCCAAUGUCGCAAUGGUCAAUGCACCUGCAUUCCUGAAUACCAAGGAGAUCCUUUUGUGGGUUGUCGCCCAGAAUGUGUACUGCACACAGAUUGCGCCCGCAAUCUUGCCUGUGUGCGUCAUAAGUGUGUGGAUCCAUGUCCAGGCACUUGUGCGACCACUGCCAUUUGUGAGGUACUCAAUCACAUACCCAACUGCCGUUGUCCAGAUGGCAUGGAAGGCAAUGCGUUUGUCUCUUGCAGCCCAGUGCAACAACUCGACGUCGUUCAAAAUCCUUGCCAGCCAAGCCCUUGCGGACCAAACUCACAAUGUCGCGUGGUAAAUCAACAGGCCAUCUGCUCUUGCAUCACGUCUUUUAUCGGUAGCCCACCAUUCUGUCGACCUGAAUGCACAUCGAACUCGGAAUGCCCACUGAACUUGGCUUGUCUUAAUCAGAAGUGUAGCGAUCCAUGUCCUGGUGUCUGUGGUCGCAAUGCCCAGUGCCAUGUGACUAACCACAGUCCAUUCUGUCGUUGUCUGGAUCGCCAUACGGGCAAUCCAUUUGUUAGCUGCCAGCCGAUUAUUGAGCCCCCAACUCCGCCACCGCGCCAAGCCUGUCAGCCAUCACCUUGUGGACCUUUUGCCGAGUGCCGUGAGGUAAACGAGACACCUUCUUGCACUUGCCUGCCAAACUACAUUGGAGCACCGCCGAACUGUCGCCCAGAGUGUGUUACCAGCUCGGAAUGCCCAACAAAUCAGGCUUGUAUACAACAAAAGUGUCGGGAUCCUUGUCCUGGUUUAUGCGGGCAGGCUGCUGUAUGCCGAGUACUUUCACAUACGCCAAGUUGCUACUGCCCCGACAAUAUGGAGGGUGAUCCCUUCGUACAGUGUGUGGAAAAAAGAAUUCAGCAAUUGGAUCAGUUGGAUCCAUGCAAUCCAAGUCCAUGUGGCGCAAAUGCUCGAUGCACAUCCCGACAGGAUGCUGGCUCAUGUCAAUGCCUGACAGGUUACUUUGGAAAUCCGUACGAGGGAUGCCGACCAGAAUGUGUGCUCGACUCUGAUUGUCCAUCGAACCGUGCCUGCCAGCAACAAAAGUGUCAAGAUCCGUGCCCCGGAACCUGUGGUCCGAAUGCUGUCUGCAAUGUGCUCAAUCAUGUGCCCAGCUGCAGCUGCUUAAUUGGUUACAGUGGUGAUCCAUAUCGCCUAUGCCAACAAGAAAGGCAACCUAUCAAGCAAUAUGUGAAUCCCUGCCAGCCCUCUCCCUGUGGCCCCAAUUCUCAGUGUCGAGAGAGUAAUGAACAGGCGGUUUGCUCAUGCUUGCCCGAGUAUGUGGGUGCACCACCAACCUGUCGACCUGAGUGUACAAUCUCGUCUGAGUGUGCGGCAGACAAGGCCUGUGUGGCCAAGAAGUGUGUUGAUCCCUGUCCAGGCACUUGUGGUGAUCAAGCUUUAUGCCGUGUAGUUAAUCAUAGUCCAAUUUGCUCGUGUCGCACUGGUUUUACGGGCGAUGCUUUCUACCGCUGUCUACCCAUACCUCCGGCUCCGCCUACUACAAUUGUGCAAAAACAACCGAUCGACCCUUGUGUGCCCUCACCUUGCGGAUCUUACGCUGAGUGCCGUCCACGUGGUGAAGCACCAUCCUGCUCCUGUUUGCCCGGUUAUUUGGGAGUACCACCUAACUGCCGCCCCGAGUGUCGAAUCAACUCAGACUGCCCCAGCAGUCAGGCUUGCAUUAAUGAAAAGUGUCGCGAUCCCUGUCCAGGUUCCUGUGGCUUUGGUGCCAUUUGUAAUGUCAUAAAUCAUACACUCAGUUGCACUUGUCCAGCUGGUUAUACCGGGGACGCCUUUAGUCACUGUCAACCGGAACCACCACCAAAACCUGUAGAAUCCGACGAUCCUUGCAAUCCUUCGCCAUGUGGUCCAAACGCUGUAUGCAGAGCCGGUGUGUGCUCCUGUCUGCCAGAGUAUCUAGGCGAUCCUUACAGCGGUUGUCGACCUGAAUGCCUUACUAGCUCAGAUUGCCCGCGAGAUAGAGCAUGCGGUCUUCACAAAUGUUUCGAUCCCUGUCCAGGGACAUGCGCUCCAAAUGCGCUGUGCACCGUGCUUAACCACAUACCGAUGUGUACAUGUCCUGAAGGUUAUGCAGGAAAUGCAUUCCUGCAGUGUCAUCCAAUACCACCGCCUGCCAUUGUACAACCCUGUCAGCCGUCGCCUUGUGGACCGAAUUCACAAUGCCGAGAGGCGAAUCAGCAAGCUGUCUGCUCCUGUGUGCCUGGCUAUAUUGGCACACCACCACUUUGUCGUCCAGAGUGCACUAGUAACUCGGAAUGUGCUGCCCAACUAGCUUGUGUCAAUCAAAAGUGUAUCGACCCGUGCCCGGGUGCUUGUGGUCGCAGUGCCCAGUGUAGUGUAGUCAAUCAUAAUCCCUUCUGUACCUGCUUGCCUCACUAUACGGGUAAUCCGUUUGUGGGCUGCCAACUAAUUGUUGAGCCCCCUCAACGUGACAUUGAGCCCCAAGAUCCAUGUCGUCCAUCACCUUGUGGCGCUAAUGCCGAAUGUCGCGCUAUUGGGGAGACACCGUCAUGCACUUGUCUAGCAGGAUAUGUGGGCUCACCGCCUUAUUGCAAGCCCGAAUGUGUCGCGAACUCCGAAUGCCCCAGUAAUCGUGCGUGUAUAAAUCAAAAAUGCCGCGAUCCGUGCCCUGGUCUUUGUGGAGCCAAUGCUAUUUGUCGCGUUGUCUCACAUACGCCUAUGUGUGUUUGUGACGCCGGACUGACAGGCGAUCCAUUUACACAAUGCCAACCAAUAGAAAAGGAUGUGGAAAUUAUCAAUCCCUGCCAGCCAUCGCCAUGUGGCUCCAAUGCUGAGUGUAUACAACGCAAUGGUGCCGGAGCCUGUCAAUGCCUACCUGAUUUCUUUGGCAAUCCUUACGAGGGAUGUCGACCGGAAUGUAUACUCAACUCGGAUUGUCCUUCAAAUCGUGCGUGUCAACAACAAAAGUGCCGGGAUCCGUGUCCUGGUAGCUGCGGACAAAAUGCUGAAUGCAAUGUUGUUAAUCAUACACCCAUGUGCUCCUGCUUCGCGGGAUAUGUUGGAGAUCCGUAUCGCUACUGUAACCAGCCCGCAGAACCGAUUAUUCAUGAGUAUGUAAACCCAUGUUUGCCCUCGCCCUGUGGCUCGAAUGCCCAAUGUCGUGAGGUUCAGGGCCAAGGGGUUUGUUCCUGUUUGCCCGAGUUUAAGGGAGUGCCACCCAAUUGCCGACCCGAAUGUACCUCUAGCGCUGAGUGCUUAGACACCCAGGCAUGCAUUAAUCGUAAGUGUGUUGAUCCAUGCCCGGGUGUUUGCGGCCAACAGGCGGUAUGCCAGGUGCGCAACCACAGCCCACUUUGUAUGUGUCCUCCAGGUCUGAUGGGCGAUCCAUUCGUUCGCUGCCUACCUCGUCCAACACCUUCAGCACCAGUUCGAGAUGUGGUGCCUUAUCGCGACCCUUGCGUACCCUCACCGUGUGGUCUGUACGCCACAUGCCGUAAUCAACACGGUCAAGCGAUUUGCUCUUGCCAAACUAACUAUUAUGGUACCCCACCUCAUUGUCGACCUGAGUGUACCAUCAAUGCAGAUUGCGCCAGUCAUCUGGCUUGCAUUGGUGAAAGGUGCCGCGAUCCUUGUCCAGGAGCUUGCGGUCAGCGCACAGAGUGCCGUGUUAUCAAUCACACGCCCAACUGUGUUUGCCUUCAUGGCUACGUUGGCGAUGCCUUUGUAGCUUGCCGGCCUGCACCACCGGCACCAACUUAUAACGAACCUAAAGAUCCUUGUAAUCCCAGUCCAUGCGGUAGCAAUGCUAUUUGCUCGGGAGAUGGGCAAUGUGCGUGCAUAGCCGAAUAUCGGGGCGAUCCGUAUAUCGCCUGUCGUCCAGAGUGCGUAUUGAGCGCUGAAUGUCCUCGAAAUCUCGCCUGUGUCCAACAAAAGUGUAUAGAUCCCUGCCCUGGUACCUGUGGAGUAAACGCAAUUUGUGAAGUUGUCAAUCACAUUGCCAUGUGUCACUGUCCAGUGGCAAUGACUGGUAACGCUUUUAUUCAGUGCAGUCCCACACAAACCCCUGUUUAUCGGAAUCCGUGUCAGCCAUCACCUUGUGGUGCAAAUUCCGAGUGCCGAGAACGGCAAGGUCAAGCUAUUUGUAGUUGUUUGCCAAACUAUUACGGCGUGCCACCAGCUUGCCGCCCAGAAUGUACCACCAACUAUGACUGUGCACCUAGCCUGGCGUGUCAGAACCAACGAUGUGUCGAUCCCUGCCCUGGCACCUGUGGUGCUUAUGCAGAGUGCCGGGUAGUUAGUCACAGUUCCUUCUGCAGCUGCCAGCCUGGCUACACAGGCAAUCCGUUUGUUCAAUGCUACAGAAUUAUGGAACCAUUGCGAGAUGUAACUCCUCAGGAUCCAUGCCAACCCUCACCUUGUGGUCCCAAUAGUGAAUGCCGUAGCAAUGGAGGUACUCCCUCUUGUUCAUGCCUGGAAAACUUCUUUGGAACCCCACCCAACUGCAGACCCGAGUGCUUAUCCAACUCGGAUUGCGCUUCAUCGCAGAUUUGCAGAAACAAUCGUUGUACGGAUCCUUGUCCGGGUCUUUGCGGCUUGAAUGCUGAGUGCCGUGUAAUUAGUCAUAGCGCUAUGUGCUUAUGUCAAUCAGGCUUUACCGGCGAUCCAUUCAUUCUAUGCAAGCAAAUUCAAUAUGAUCCACCUGAAGUGGCCCAACCAUGCAAUCCCAAUCCUUGCGGUACAUUUGCCGAGUGUCAUCAACGAAAUGGCAUUGGCUCAUGCCAAUGCUUGCCCGAGUACUUUGGAAAUCCCUACGAAGCUUGUCGACCAGAAUGUGUCCUUGAUUCAGAUUGUGCAUCUAAUAGAGCCUGUGUUAAUCAAAAGUGCCGCGAUCCUUGUCCGGGAGCCUGUGGCUACAAUGCCGAAUGCUAUGUUCGCAAUCAUUUGCCGACUUGUAAUUGCCUCAACAAUUAUGUGGGCGAUCCAUAUCGCUACUGCAGCUUAGAAGAGAAACCCAUUCGCGAGUAUGUUAAUCCCUGCCAACCCUCACCGUGUGGUCCCAACAGUCAAUGCAAAGAGCUCAAUGAGCAGGCAGUCUGCUCUUGCUUACCCGAGUAUGUGGGCAGUCCACCUGGCUGUCGUCCUGAGUGUACACUUUCAUCAGAAUGUAGCUUUGAUAAGGCUUGCGUACAACAUAAGUGUGUUGAUCCUUGUCCAGGCGCUUGCGGCAGCAAUGCACAUUGUCAUGCCACAAAUCAUGCUCCAUUGUGUACGUGCCAGAGUGGAUAUACUGGAGAUCCGUUCACCCGUUGUUAUCCCAUACCCCCGCCUCCCACUCAGCUGCAACAUGAACCUGUGCGCGAUCCCUGUCUGCCAUCGCCUUGUGGAGCUAAUGCUCAGUGUCGUCGGUUAAAUGAUCAAGCUGUGUGUAGCUGUCUGGCUGGUUACUUUGGAGUACCGCCGAGCUGUCGACCUGAGUGUACGCAGAGUGCCGAAUGUCUGCCCAAUUCAGCUUGCAUAAACCAACGUUGCGUUGAUCCUUGUCCUGGCUCUUGUGCCCACAAUGCCAUUUGUACUGUGCGAAAUCAUGUACCGAGCUGCCAGUGUCCUAACGGAUUCAUAGGUGAUCCAUUCACCUUCUGUCAGCGUGAGCCCCCCAAACCCAUCGUUCCCGAUGACCCCUGUAAUCCGUCACCCUGUGGAUCUAAUGCACAGUGUCAAAAUGGCCAAUGUACAUGCAUAGCCGAAUAUCAAGGAGAUCCCUAUGUGGGCUGCCGACCAGAGUGCGUGCUUAAUACGGACUGUCCGCGUGAUCGUGCAUGCGUUCGCAACAAAUGUAUUAAUCCCUGCCCAGGAACUUGUGCACCCAACGCCAUAUGCGAUGUACUUAAUCAUAUAGCCAUGUGUCGCUGUCCGGACGGAAUGAUUGGCAAUGCCUUCAUUCAAUGCAAUACACCGCCUGUUCAAAAUCAACCGCCUAUAAAUCCUUGUGCGCCCUCGCCAUGUGGCCCCAACAGUCGAUGCCGCGUUUUCAAUGACAACGCCGUUUGCAGUUGCAUUGAGAAUUAUGUAGGCACCCCACCUAAUUGCCGGCCGGAAUGUACACGGAAUUCGGACUGCCUGCCAAGCUUGGCAUGUCAGCAACAACAUUGCAUUGAUCCGUGCCCAGGCACAUGUGGCUAUAAUGCUAUCUGCCAAGUAGUAAAUCAUGCACCAAUAUGUAGUUGUGCUGCACAAUACAUUGGAAACCCCUUCCUUGGCUGUACACCCAUACCACCGCAGCGCGAUAUCAUUCCUGUCAAGCAGCCCUGUCAUCCCUCACCCUGUGGACCGUACGCCGAAUGUCGUACUGUAGGGGAUCAGGCCCAAUGCAAAUGUCUAUCCAACUACAUUGGACAACCGCCAAAUUGUCGACCGGAGUGUGUCACUAAUUCAGAAUGCAACUUUGAUCAAGCGUGCGUAAAUCAGAAAUGUGUGGAUCCAUGUCCAGGCUCUUGCGGCUCCAAUGCCAUCUGUCAUGUGCUCAGCCAUGUUGCCAUGUGCUACUGCACUCCUGGCUAUACAGGUGAUCCCUUCACCAUUUGCCGCCAAGAGCUCAUAAUUCAACAUGAGGAGCGCAUCCAGCCUUGUUAUCCCGAUCCGUGCGGCGCCAAUGCGGUGUGUCGUCAGGAGGGAAACGCUGGAUCUUGUCAAUGCUUACCCGAUUACCAUGGCAAUCCAUACGAGGCUUGUCGACCUGAAUGCGUCACUGAUAGUGACUGUCCGUCGGACAAAUCCUGUCAGCAAUUGAAAUGUCGCGAUCCUUGUCCUGGUAUAUGCGGCCUAAAUGCCGCUUGUCGCGUUCUUAACCAUUUGCCCACAUGUCAUUGCUUAUGCAAUUUCGUUGGGGACCCAUAUCGUUAUUGUCAGCUUCCCGAGAAACCAAUUUUGAAAGAAUAUAUAAAUCCUUGUCAGCCUUCACCCUGUGGUCCCAAUUCCCAAUGUCUCGAAAAGAAUGAACAAGCUAUCUGCUCCUGUUUGUCAGAGUAUGUCGGAACUCCUCCCAACUGUCGGCCCGAAUGUGUAACCAGUGGCGAGUGUCCUUCGGAUAAGGCCUGCGUUAAUCAAAAGUGUCGAGAUCCAUGUCCUGGCGUUUGUGGUACAAACGCCGAUUGCCGUGUUUACCAUCAUGCACCGAUUUGCAGUUGCCGUCAAGGCUACCAGGGUGAUGCAUUCACGCGUUGCUAUCCCGUCCCACCCCCAUCCCCUGUACAGUUGGAUACUUAUAAGAAUCCUUGUAUUCCAUCGCCAUGUGGUCAAAAUGCCGAGUGCCGUGAACAGCAUGGCACAGCUAUUUGUAGUUGCAUACGCAACUAUUUUGGUAGCCCACCCAAUUGUCGACCCGAAUGUAGCAUCAACGCGGAUUGUGCCGCUCAUCUGGCUUGUCAACAACAACGAUGCCGCGAUCCAUGUCCAGGAGCAUGUGGUUUUAAUUCACAAUGUGUGGUCAUUAAUCACAUGCCAGUGUGUCAGUGUGCACCAGGAUUAACUGGCAAUCCCUUCGCUUCCUGUCAAGCUCCACCACCCAAACCACCUGUGCUGGCUGAUGAUCCCUGUCUGCAUGUACAGUGUGGUGCCAAUGCUGUUUGCCGCCAGGGACAAUGCAACUGUCUACCCGAUUUCCAUGGUAACCCAUUGAUUGGUUGUCGGCCAGAGUGCAUAUUGAACACGGAAUGCGCCCAGAAUCGUGCAUGCGUACGGCAAAAAUGUAUUGAUCCAUGCCCAGGCACAUGUGGCUCAAAUGCCAUUUGCGAGGUACAUAACCAUGUGGCCAUGUGCCACUGUCCAGCUGGAAUGACAGGCAAUGCUUUUGCACUGUGCUCACCAUUGCCGCCACCACCGCCAAUUCUUAUAUCAGAUCCUUGUCAACCAUCGCCAUGCGGAGCAAAUGCACAAUGUCGUAACAUAAAUGGACAAGCCGUUUGCUCUUGUCUGCCACAAUUCGUAGGAGUGCCACCAUCUUGUCGUCCUGAAUGUAUUAGCAACACGGAGUGCCCGCUGCACUUAGCAUGCCUGCAACAACGUUGCAUUGAUCCUUGUCCGGGUGCAUGCGGCCAGAAUACUGAGUGCAGAGUGCUAAAUCACAGUCCAAUCUGUCGUUGCAUAAACUCUUACACGGGCAAUCCCUUCAUUGAAUGUCAUCAGCGGCCGGCACAACCAAUUCAACAUGAUGUGAUUGAUCCCUGCAGGCCGUCGCCUUGUGGGCCCAAUUCCGAAUGCCGCAACGUUGGAAACAAUGCUCAGUGCAGCUGCCUCAUUGGAUUUAUUGGAACCCCGCCAAGCUGUCGACCCGAAUGCGUAAGCAGCGCUGACUGCCCCACGAAUCUGGCUUGCUUUGAUCAGAAAUGCCGGGACCCUUGUCCUGGUGUUUGUGGCAGCAAUGCCGAAUGCUAUGUUAUUAACCAUACACCCAUGUGCAACUGCAUAAGUGGACACACUGGCAAUCCAUUCAUCGGUUGCGACGUACAGCGGGACGUGGUCGAGCCUCUAACACCUUGUUCACCAAACCCAUGUGGCUCAAAUGCGAUCUGUACCGAAUCGAAUGGUGCUGGAGCAUGCCAAUGCUUGCCAGAGUUUUAUGGCAAUCCCUAUGUUGGCUGCCGACCGGAAUGUGUUUUGAAUUCAGAUUGCCCCAGUCAGUUGGCAUGUCUUAAUCAGCACUGCCGCGAUCCUUGUGCGGGUAUAUGUGGCCCCAAUGCCAUUUGUCAUGUCCGUCAUCAUCUGCCUCAAUGCAAUUGCCUUAGUGGCUAUGAGGGCAAUCCUUAUAGCUACUGUAGUGUCAUACCCGAACCUUUACGAGAACCUGUCCCAGUUCAUCCCUGUCAGCCCUCGCCAUGUGGACCCAACUCAAAAUGCCACGAAGCAAAUCAGCAGGCCGUUUGCAGUUGCCUACCUGACUUUAUUGGCACACCACCAGGCUGCCGACCCGAAUGUACCAUUUCCAGCGAGUGUCCGCUAGACAAGGCCUGCAAUAAUCAGCAUUGCAUUGAUCCCUGCCCUGGAGUCUGUGGCCGUAAUGCUGUAUGUCGCGUUAUCAAUCACAGUCCUCAUUGCAGCUGUUCGCCUGGUUUUACGGGUGACGCAUUUGCCGGAUGUAGAACUAUACCGCCCGCUAUCACUUAUGACUAUCCAAAGGAUCCCAUUCGCGAUCCCUGUGUACCGUCCCCAUGUGGCACUUUUGGACAGUGUCACUCCGAACACGGUCAAGCUGUGUGCCGUUGUCUGCCAAAUUACUAUGGUGCUCCGCCCAAUUGCCAGCCUGAAUGUGUCAUAAACGCCGAUUGUGCUUCACAUCUGGCCUGCAUGAAUGAAAAGUGUCGCGAUCCUUGCCCCGGCUCCUGUGGCUUUGCUGCCCAAUGUAGCGUCAUCAAUCAUAUGCCCAUUUGCAGAUGUCCCGUCGGCUAUGAAGGAAAUCCUUUCACUAGCUGCACGCCAAUACCACCAUCAUAUGAACCACCUCCACGCGAUGCCUGCAAUCCCUCACCUUGUGGCUCGAAUGCCAUUUGUACCAAUGGACAAUGCUCGUGUCUCCCCGAGUUCUAUGGCAAUGCCUACAUAGGCUGUCGACCCGAAUGUGUUCUUAACUCAGACUGUGCACGCGACAAAGCAUGCCAGGGCAGCAAAUGCGUUGAUCCAUGUCCGGGUGCAUGUGGCGUGGGUGCUGUUUGUGAAGUUCGCAAUCAUGUGCCAAUGUGCCACUGUCCGCCAGGCACAUCGGGCAAUGCAUUUGUGCAGUGUGCUUUAGUACAACCUGAUCCGAUCGUGCCCGCCAAUCCAUGCCAUCCCACACCCUGUGGCAGCAAUUCUCAAUGUCGUGUGGCAAACGAGCAGGCCGUGUGCUCCUGCCUGCCAGAUUUUUAUGGAACACCCCCGCACUGUCGACCCGAGUGCACCAUCAAUUCAGACUGUGCCCCUCAUUUGGCUUGCCAAAAUCAACAUUGCCGCGAUCCCUGUCCUGGGGCUUGUGGUCAAAAUGCACUCUGCCAAGUCAUUCGUCAUACACCACAUUGCAGUUGUCCGGCUGGAUAUACAGGCAACGCGUUUGCCCUGUGUCAACGACUGCCGCCGCCUCCAAUUGUACAGCGUGAUCCAGUCAAUCCUUGCCAGCCGUCACCGUGUGGUGCCAAUGGAGUGUGCACACCCUCACCAAAUGGCAGUCAAGCGCAAUGCAAGUGCGUGGAAAACUUUAUUGGAACCCCCCCUAACUGCAGACCUGAAUGUGUUACUUCAGCGGAGUGCUCCAACCAAUUGGCAUGCAUUGGACAAAAGUGUCGCGAUCCUUGUCCUGGUGUCUGUGGCCAGGCUGCAACAUGUCAAGUGAUCAGCCAUGUGCCAUCUUGCAUUUGCAUAGCUGAUUAUAUUGGCGACCCUUUCACGAAAUGCUAUCCACGUCCGCCACUUGAACAAGACCAAAUUAAUCCAUGUUCUCCAAGUCCUUGUGGUAACAAUGCUGUCUGCAAGCAACAGGGUAGAGUUGGUGCUUGUCAAUGCUUGCCUAACUAUUAUGGAAAUCCCUACGAAGGAUGUCGACCCGAAUGUGUCCUGAACUCCGAUUGUUCCAGCCACUUGGCCUGCCUUAAUCAACAUUGUCGUGAUCCCUGCCCCGGCAGCUGUGCGCCCAAUGCUCAGUGCCAAGUCGUCAACCAUGUUCCCCUCUGCAGCUGCUAUCCUAACUACUUUGGCGAUCCAUAUCGUCAUUGCCAACUGCGUCAGGCAGAACCCACGCCCCCAGUUUAUAAAAAUCCAUGUGAGCCGUCGCCUUGUGGCGCCAAUUCUCAGUGCCGUGAAUCACAGGGUCAAGCGAUUUGCAGCUGCCUGCCUCAGUUUAUUGGUACUCCACCUGCAUGUCGUCCAGAGUGUGUCAUCAGUGCCGAGUGUGCCGCGGAUAAGGCUUGUAUCAACCAGAAGUGUGAAGAUCCCUGUCCUGGUGCCUGUGGCCUCAAUGCACAAUGUCAUGUGCGCAACCAUAGUCCGCUAUGCUCCUGCCAGUCUGGUUACACAGGCGAUGCCUUCGUCCGCUGUUUCCCGAUACCACCACCCAAAGAGGCAGAUCAACCUAAGCAGCCACCUACGCCGUGUGUGCCAUCGCCAUGUGGACCCAAUUCGCAGUGCCGCGAACAGAAUGGAGGCGCCAGUUGUAGCUGCUUGCCCAACUUUAUUGGCGCAGCGCCCAACUGCCGCCCUGAGUGCACCAUUAAUGCCGAGUGUCCCAGUAAUUUGGCUUGCAUCAAUGAGAAAUGUCGCGAACCCUGCCCUGGUGCCUGCGGCUUUGCAGCACAGUGCAAUGUAAUUAAUCAUACGCCCACAUGUUCGUGCCCUGCUGGUUAUACAGGCGAUCCCUUCAUUAGCUGUCGUCUCUUGCCACCCACGCCGCCACCGGCACCAACAAUUCCUGAUGAUCCAUGCAAUCCCUCACCAUGUGGCAGUAAUGCACAGUGCCGCAAUGGUGUAUGCUCAUGCCUGCCCGAAUAUCAGGGCGAUCCCUACAUCGGUUGUCGCCCGGAAUGCGUGUUGAACUCCGAGUGCCCCAGAAAUCGUGCAUGUGUACGCAAUAAGUGCAUUGAUCCGUGCCCUGGAACAUGUGCCCAAAACGCACUUUGCGAUGCCAUUAAUCACAUUGCCAUGUGUCGCUGUCCCGAGCGCAUGACUGGCAAUGCGUUUAUUGACUGUACACCGGUGCGGGAUGAGCCAAAUAUCAAUCCGUGUCAACCAUCGCCAUGUGGAGCCAAUUCGCAGUGCAUUGAACGGAAUGGAAACGCGAUCUGCUCCUGCAUCACUGGAUAUCUGGGUCAACCUCCCAAUUGUCGCUUGGAGUGCUACACCAGUUCGGACUGCUCCCAACAGCACGCGUGCAUCAACAACAAGUGCGUGGAUCCCUGCCCAGGACAAUGCGGCCUAAACGCAGUUUGUCAAGCUGUACAGCAUCGUGCUCACUGCGAAUGCAUCACUGGUUACACCGGAAAUGCCUACAGGCUCUGCAAUCCUAUUGUUAUAGAACGCAAGCCAGAAAAGGCUCGAGAUCCAUGCUACCCAUCGCCCUGCGGACCAAAUGCUCAGUGUACGAACGAGAACGGUCAAGCGCGUUGUAGUUGCCUGCCGGAGUUCCAAGGCACGCCGCCCCGUUGCCGACCCGAGUGUUCUUACAAUGACGAGUGCCAAAAUACUUUGGCCUGUAUAGGUCAGAAGUGUCGCGAUCCAUGCCCCGGAAGCUGUGGUCAAAAUGCUAUCUGUCGAGUAACCCUACAUACGCCCAAUUGCCAUUGUCCUGCCGGUAUGACGGGUGAUCCGUUCCGACUUUGCCAGCAAGUUCAACAACUUGUGCCAACGCCAGUGCCUACGCCGAAGAAUCCAUGCCAGCCAUCGCCGUGUGGCAGCAACACCGAGUGCCGCCUGCGAGGCGAAAGCUAUGUUUGUGAGUGUAUACAGGAGUACAUAGGCAAUCCGUAUGAGGGCUGUCGUCCGGAAUGCGUUGGCAACUCGGAAUGUCCAGCCAAUCGUGCCUGCAUACGCAACAAGUGUGCUGAUCCUUGCCCCGGCACCUGUGGACUGGAGGCUGUAUGCAACGUCAACAAUCACAUUCCAAUCUGCUCCUGCCCGACGGGCUAUACGGGCAACGCCUUUGUGCAAUGCACACGACAGGUGACACCACCGCCGGCCUCGGAUCCAUGCUAUCCAUCCCCGUGCGGCCUAAACUCAGUGUGCCGCGUGCAACGAGAUCAAGCUGUUUGUGAAUGCCUGCCCGGUUUCUUUGGUAACCCAUUGGGCCAGGGCUGUCGACCUGAAUGCACACUCAGCUCGGAUUGCGCCAAGGAUCGAGCUUGUGUAAAUAAUAAGUGCGUCGAUGCCUGCAUUGGAGUGUGUGGAUAUGGCGCUGUCUGUCAGACGAUCAAUCACAGUCCGAUCUGCUCCUGUCCCGACAACAUGAUAGGAAAUCCAUUUGUGCAAUGCGAAGCGCCACGUAAUGUUGACGUUGAUCUGUGCCAGCCAUCGCCAUGUCGCAGCAACGGUAUCUGCCGUGUACACAACGGUGCUGCCACUUGCAGCUAUCCGGAGUGUGUGACGAACGAAGACUGCUCCCGGGAUCGCGCUUGCGUCAGUCAGAAAUGCCGUGAUCCGUGUCAGCAGGCGUGUGGCCUCAACGCCAUUUGUCGUGUUAUCAAUCACAAGGCCAUUUGCAGCUGCCCGCCAGAGUUUUAUGGCUCACCGUAUGCUCAGUGUGUGCGUCAAGUGCCUCAAUUGGAUCCGCCUAAGCCGGAGUGCACCAGCGAUAGCGAGUGCACCAACGAUAAGGCGUGCAUCAACCAAUUCUGCCGAAAUCCUUGCGAGCAAUCCAAUCUGUGUGCACAGCAGGCACGCUGCCACGUGCAGCUCCAUCGUCCGCUCUGCGUAUGCAACGAAGGCUACACUGGAAACGCACUGCAACACUGCUAUCUGCUGGGCUGUCGCUCCGACGGAGAGUGUGCACCCACCGAGGCCUGCGUCAACGAGCAGUGUGUGGAUCCCUGCACCUUCACUCAAUGUGGCACUGGAGCUGUCUGUCGCGCGGACUUCAAUCAUCGUGCCCGCUGUCACUGCCCUGACGGCUAUCGUGGCAAUCCUCUUCUGCGGUGCGAGCGACCCGAGUGUCGCAACGACAAUGAAUGCGCCUUCCAUUUGGCCUGUCGCAACGAGCGCUGCGAGGAUCCCUGCAAUUGCGGCAUUGGCGCCCAGUGUCGCGUGGACAAUCAUCGUGCACAAUGCCGUUGCCCAGCCGGCUACAGCGGCAAUCCAGCAGUACGCUGUGAAUUGCUGCCGGUCAAGCCCGAAGGCUGCACCAUGGAUGCGGAAUGUCCCAGCAGAUUGGCCUGCUUCAAUGGCGAGUGCAAGAACCCAUGCGAUGUAACCCAUCCAUGUGGAGCGAAUGCCAUCUGCGUGGUCGUCGACACACUGCCCCUGCGCACAAUGAUCUGUCGCUGUGAGUCUGGCUACGUGGGUGAUGCGGACAUUGGAUGUCGCAAAGAACCCGUACGUGACCAAGGCUGCGUAUCACACGAUCAGUGCCAGGACACCGAGGCCUGCCGUCGAGGCAAUUGUGUCAAUCCUUGCUUGGAUGCUUCGCCCUGUGCGCGUACUGCUGAAUGCCUGGCGCAACAUCAUCGAGCCAUCUGCAGCUGCCCGAAGGGCACUCAAGGUGAUCCAUUCACCAACUGCUACCAACCACCACAAAUCACAGCUGGUUGUGCUCACGACUCGGAAUGCACGCCCACAACAGCUUGCAUUAACAAACGCUGCCAGGAUCCGUGUGCUGAGGCCAAUCCUUGUGCUGGAAAUGCCGAGUGCCGUGUGCAAAACUCACGACCCAUUUGCUACUGUCCCGCUGGUUGGGGUGGUGAUCCACAAGUGCAAUGCUUCAAGCCCGAAUGCAAGAUAAAUGCAGAUUGUCCCUAUGACAAGGCCUGCCUUAAUGAGAACUGCGUCAAUCCGUGCACCCACGGCCAGGUGCGUUGCGGCAGCGGCGCCGAAUGCCUGCCACAGAAUCACCAGGCUGUCUGCCGCUGUCCCGAAGGCACCCAGGGCAGUCCCUUCAUCGCUUGCAUCACUGGCCACUGCCAGUACAACGAGGACUGUGCGGAUAACGAAGCCUGCGAUCGCUUGAAUCGCAUUUGCCGUCCAGUCUGCGAACAGGACACAUGUGCUGUGAAUGCUCUCUGUGUGGGACGUCGUCAUCAGCCACGCUGUGAGUGCCGUCCAGGCUACCAGGGUAAUCCGUUCGUGUUGUGCGAACAGCCCAAACAGGAUCCACAGCCACAGUGCACCCAAGACGCUGACUGUCCAUCGAAAUUGGCUUGCAUCAAUCAGCGCUGUGCAAAUCCAUGUGCCACGCCGCACGUGUGCAGCCCACAGCAGAGCUGUGCCGUUCUGGAUACCCUACCACUGCGCACCAUGAUCUGCAAGUGUCCCAGCGACACUGUCACUGACAAUUCCGGCAAUUGUGUGCCCAUCCAGCCAGCUAUCGUCUCUGGUGGCUGUCAGCACAAUGCAGAGUGCGCCAGCUCUGAGGUGUGCCUGCAUGGCAGUUGCCUGGAUGCCUGCCAUCUGGAACGUUGCGGUGUGAAUGCUCAGUGCAAUGCACGCGAUCAUUAUGCACAAUGUAGCUGUCCAGCUGGAUACCAGGGUAAUCCACGCAUCGAAUGUUAUACUACGGACAUUGCCAUACCGAAGAUUCCUGGCCCCGAAUGCACACGCAAUGAUGAUUGCCCUCGAGAUAAGAACUGCCAGAACGAACGCUGUGUGAAUCCAUGCGUGGCUGAUGCCUGCGGCCUGGGCGCCUACUGUCAUGUGCAGAAUCGCGCCGCCAUUUGCCGUUGCCCGCCUGGCUACACGGGAGACGCACGCACUCGUUGUCUGCCACCGUCGGAUGUCAUCACUGUGGGUUGCAAGUCGAACUCGGAUUGCCCCAUUGCGGAGGCGUGCAUCAAUGCGCAGUGCAUUAAUCCAUGCAACUGUGGACCCAACGCCGAGUGUAUUGUCAAGAAUCAUCAUCCCAUUUGCUAUUGCAAACCUGGCUUCUCAGGCAAUGCCCAAUUCGGCUGCGCGCCCAUUGGCUGCCAGUCGGACGAUGAGUGCGCCGGUGACAAGCAGUGCACGAAUCAUGAGUGUGUCAAUCCCUGCCUGAUCGCUGAUCCUUGUGCUCUGAAUGCUGAAUGCUAUGGCCGCAAUCAUCGCGCUAGCUGCCGCUGCCCCACUGGCCUAGAGGGAGAUCCGUUUGUGCGCUGUGUGCGUCUGGAAUGUCGCUCGGACUACGAUUGCGCCUCCAAUUUGGCCUGCGUUGCCAACCAGUGCGUGAAUCCUUGUGCUCAAAGUCCGUGCGCUCAGAAUGCCAUCUGCCAGGCACUACAGCAUCGUGCCGUGUGUCGCUGUCCCGAGCAAAUGCCAUUGGGCAAUCCCUAUGCCUACUGCGAGCGUCGGCCCGUGGAGCCAGUGUGCCGCGAUGACGGUGACUGCCCCAGCGGUUUGGCCUGCAUCGAUGCCAAGUGCAAGAAUCCAUGUACCGAACUGUCGCCCUGCGCACGCAGCGCUCACUGCAGUGUCUUGGACAGCGUGCCCGUACGGACCAUGGUCUGUGAGUGUCCCGAAUCGCAAGUACCGGAUGCCAGCGGCGAAUGCCGUCAACUGGUACUACAGAGUCCGCCAGGCUGCGAGAGUGAUUCGGAUUGUGGCGAUCAGGAGGCCUGUGUCAAUCGCCAGUGCCGCAAUCCCUGCAACUGUGGCUCCAACGCCGUGUGCCAGGUGCAACAACAUCGCGCCGUGUGCAGCUGCCAGGAUGGCUUUGAGGGCAAUCCCUAUGCCGUCUGUCGCUCCAUUGGCUGUCGUGUCGACGGCGAAUGCGACUCCGGCAAGGCCUGCAUCAAUGGCAACUGUAUCAAUCCCUGUCUGGUCAACGAUCCCUGCGGCCCCAAUGCCGAGUGCUACGUACAGUCGAGUCGUGCCCAGUGCCGCUGUCACAGCGGCUAUCGCGGCAAUCCCUACGAGCGCUGCCGCGUGAUUGGCUGCACUAGCAAUAAUGACUGCCCCACGGACAAGACCUGCCAGAACGAGCAAUGCGUAAAUCCAUGCGUCUACCGUAAUAUCUGUGCGCCACGCGCCGAAUGUCGUCCACAGAACCAUAUGGCCGUAUGCCGCUGCCCAUCAGAUUUCAUUGGCAAUCCCUAUGUGGACUGCCGGCCGGAGCCGCAACCUGUCUGCAAACUGGAUACGGACUGUCCUGCUCGAUUGGCCUGCAUCAACGAACAAUGCGUCGACCCCUGCUUGGUACUGGAGCCCUGUCAACGACCUGCCCAGUGUCAAGUGACCCCUACGGCACCUGUACGCACCAUGAUCUGCAUCUGUCCAGAUGGUUACAUAAGCAGUGGCAGUGGUAGCUGCAAGCCUACCACUAGCGUCGUGAAAGUAGGCGGCUGCAUCUCCGACUCCGACUGUCCGGCCGAAAAAUCUUGCGUGAGCGGCAUUUGCCGUAAUCCAUGCAAUUGCGGAGUGAAUGCCGAGUGUCGCAUCAAGGAUCACAAGCCAGUGUGCACCUGUCGCCAGGGCUACGAGGGCAAUCCUGAAUUCGAAUGUGCCAAAAUCGAAUGCACCAUCAAUUCCGAGUGCCCAGCAACACACGCAUGCCGUAAUCAGCUCUGCAUACCCGCCUGCCAGGGCGAGCAAUGUGGACCCAAUGCCGAAUGCCUGGCCAUAAAUCAUCGGGCCGUGUGUGAGUGUGCUCCUGGACAUGGCGGAAAUGCGCGUCUGGGUUGCACACCGCUUGGCUGCCGUAACGACGACGAAUGCCCAUCCGACAAGGCCUGCGUCAAUGGCAAGUGCACCAAUCCAUGCGAGACCACUGCCAUAUGCGCCAACGACGAGCUCUGCAAGGUUUAUCAGCAUAAGCCCCAAUGUGCCUGCCCGCCCGGCACUGUGCCCGGUCGCAAUGGCUGCGAGCAGGAACGAGUCGUACCCAUUUGUACCAGCGAUGGCGACUGUCCAACUCAACGCGCCUGUCUGCGAGGCGAAUGUGUGAAUCCCUGCAAUGCGACGCAUCCGUGCGGCGUGAAUGCCGAAUGCCGCGUCCUGGAUACGCUACCUGUACGCACCAUGAUCUGUGAAUGCCUCGAGGGCUACACCGGCAAUGCAGCCGUGCAGUGCGACAAGCGCUCGCUGUGCGUCAUCGAGAAGGGCUUUGUGCGCGAUGUCGAUGGUCAGUGCGUGUGCCCACCUGGCAGCGCUCUCGACAUCUACGAGUACUGCACACCCUGCCUGGUGGAGCAAGGCUAUCGUAUCGAUGAAAGCGGCCAUUGCGUGUGCGCCUUGGAGCGCGGCAUGGUAAUCGAUGAACGUGGUCGCUGCACAUGUCCCAUUGACCUGGGCUAUCGUCUGACACCACUGGGCGAAUGCGUGCCCGUUGAGCAGCCCGAAUGCGUCACCAAUGAGCAAUGUGCGGACAAUCGCUUCUGCAAUCCGGAAACAAAGACCUGCGAGGAUCCCUGCCUGACCAAGACGUGUGGUGUGAAUGCCUUCUGUAAUGCUGUGAAUCAUCAUGCCCAAUGCCAAUGCAUCACCGGCUACACGGGUAAUCCCGAGCUGCACUGCAAUCACACCAACUUCCGUACUGACUUCCCGCGGCCCGACAUGGUUGUCAGUUGCUUGGCUGAUGGAGUACAAGUGGAGAUCCACAUAACCGAACCCGGCUUCAACGGCGUACUGUAUGUGAAGGGACACAGCAAGGAUGAAGAAUGCCGUCGUGUUGUCAAUUUGGCUGGUGAAACGGUGCCACGUACCGAACUCUUCCGCGUACACUUUGGCAGCUGCGGCAUGCAAGCCGUUAAGGAUGUGGCCAGCUUUGUCUUGGUCAUACAGAAGCAUCCCAAGCUGGUUACCUACAAGGCGCAGGCCUACAACAUCAAGUGCGUUUACCAGACCGGCGAGAAGAACGUGACGCUAGGCUUCAACGUAUCCAUGCUGACAACAGCCGGCACAAUUGCUAAUACCGGACCACCGCCGAUCUGCCAAAUGCGAAUAAUUACCAAUGAAGGCGAGGAAAUAAAUUCUGCAGAGAUUGGCGACAAUCUACGCUUGCAAGUGGACGUUGAGCCAGCCACUAUUUAUGGCGGCUUCGCGCGCUCCUGCAUAGCCAAGACAAUGGAGGAUAAUGUACAGAACGAAUACCUCGUAACCGAUGAGAAUGGCUGUGCCACGGACACAAGCAUCUUUGGCAACUGGGAAUACAAUCCGGAUACCAAUAGUCUGCUGGCCAGUUUCAAUGCCUUUAAAUUCCCCUCCAGUGACAACAUACGGUUCCAGUGCAACAUACGCGUUUGCUUCGGCAAAUGCCAGCCGGUCAACUGCGGCGGCUACAAUGCCUUUGGACGCAGGCGUCGCUCCAUUGCGGACAACUCAAGCGAUACAACGGCAAUUGCCACAAGCACUGGCGUGGAGGGUCAGCUGCGCGAGGAGAUCACCAUCUCAUCCAAUGCCAUAUUGACAUUCGAGAAACGCAGCGGUCCAGGCCUGAAUGAUGCCAACAUCAAACCUGCGGCUCAGCGUGUUGAGGAUAUUUGCGUGUCCAUGGUGGGCUUGAUCAUAGCCUUGGUUAUCACGGCACUGCUGGCGCUUGUCGCCGUCGCCGUGGCCGUCUCCUGCUGGCUAAUGGCCUACAGAAGAAGACCCAAGACGUUGGCACCCUUGCCACAUCCUCCAGAGUUCCCCAAUCCGCUGUUCGCCAACCCGGACGCUGCGCCCGAACCAACACCGGACUAUAUCUCCUAAACUGUAAAGUAACUAAACACAGACAGAACAACAACAAACCUAGCUAUAAUUUUAGUUUGUAA